Xyrichtys novacula (pearly razorfish) is the source of this 75062-nucleotide messenger RNA. The record is from the annotation of a GenBank genome assembly. NCBI's taxonomy places the organism in Eukaryota, Metazoa, Chordata, Actinopteri, Labriformes, Labridae.
GGUCAGUGAGUGUCUUUCAUAGUUGUUGUUGUUUCCCUAGUCUCCUUGUGGUUUUUUUCCCCCAGAGCCUUAUUUUUGGGGGAUUUUUUUUCUCCUUGUGUUUUUAAGGUAAGUUUUAGUUUUUUUCAUUUAGUUCUUUUUAAAUAAAUCCUUUUUUUUAAUCUGCAUUUGGGUCAUUUCCCUUUUGUUUAACUCUGGCUCGUGACAGAAUCAAAUAUAGAGAUCCAAGACAACACGUAUUUAAGGAAAAAAAGGGAAUCUUUAAACAGCUUUUAAGAUUGACCUGCUUCCUAAAUGAAACAUUCAAGCUGUUGUCUGGUGAUGUUGGUCUACUGUGGAAACUCAGCAUUUCUUUAGAUAUUUCCAGGUUAAUAUGAACAACAAUCUUCUUUAAAGUGACAAAGAAAGGUUUGGCCUCUGGAAGCGUGACUGUAUUUACUAAAUAUCAAAAGAUUAGCAAAAGCCUUUUGUGCAACUUUUGGAGAUUCAAAUGUCAAACAUUUUAUGAAAUGUCAAAUGUUCAGCUCCCUGAAAUUUGAUUGUGCUUCACAGAUUUUAUCUUACAUUAAGGUAAAAAGUUAGAGCCAGAUUAAAGGUUAAAAAUAUGGGAUUUUGAGCCUUAAAGUACAAAAGUAUGAGAAUAAAUUCUGUAGAAUUAAGUUGAAUAGAUUAAGUUUUCAACUUACAAGAAGAAACUAACAAGCACAGACAGCAAAAGCUUGCACAAGCUGCCUAUUAGCCCAUCCUUCUCCAUAAUAGACUCAUUGUCUUGUCUAUCUAGAAUUCUGCUUCCUAUAACAAUGUGGUGCUGAUGUGUGAAAAGAUUGGGUACUUGGUUAUAAAUAAAACCUUUUCCUACAAUACAACUUCACAGGAUGCUCCAAGUUUUUGAUUUUUGUGGAGGCUGCUGGCUGUUCCUCUGAUAAUCCCACUCAACAUACAGGCUAAGUUUAUCCUAAAAGUAUGACUUUUUUUAAAUGCACAACUUCACUAUCAUAAUUUUUGACUUCAUACUAGUGAAUUUAUGACGUAAUGCUCUUUCUUCAAAAUCUCACAACUGUUUUUUCUGUAUCGUGACCACAAUACUACAUAACAUGAUAUAACCAAGUUUAGGUACAAGAAACAAAGUGAUGUGUUCAUUAAACUUUUGGUAUCUGCAAAUGUAUAAAAAAAUCCAUUAUCCGCUUUAGAUUAUAUGUGUAAGUUUACAAGGCCUUAUUUGGAUAUCUUAAUACAGAAACCUUAGUGUGCAAUGAACCAUAUUUACACACGUGGACAAAAUUGUUGGUACCCCUCAGUUAAAGAAGGAAAAACCCACAAUUCUCACUGAAAUCACUUGAAACCUACAAAAGUAACAAUAAAUAAAAAUUUAUUGAAAAUUAAAUAAUCAAAAUCAGCCAUUACUUUUGAAUUGUUGAUUAACAUAAUUAUUUAAAAAAAACAAACUAAUAGGGCUGGACAAAAAUGAUGGUACCCAUAACUUAAUAUUUUGUUGCACAACCUUUUGAGGCAAUCACUGCAAUUAAACGAUUUCUGUAUUUGUCAAUGAGCGUUCUGCAGCUGUCAACAGGUAUUUUGGCCCACUCCUCAUGAGUAAACUGCUCCAGUUGUCUCAGGUUUGAUGGGUGUCUUCUCCAAAUGGCAUGUUUCAGCUCCUUCCACAGAUGUUCAAUGGGAUUCAGAUCUGGGCUCAUGGAAGGCCACUUUAGAAUAGUCCAACGCUUUUCUCUCAGCCAUUCUUGGGUGUUUUUGGCUGUGUGUUUUGGAUCGUUGUCCUGUUGGAAGACCCAUGACCUGCGACUGAGACCAAGCUUUCUGACACUAGGCAGCACAUUUCUCUCCAGAAUGCCUUGAUAGUUGUCAGAUUUCAUUUUACCUUGCACACAUUCAAGACACCCUGUGCCAGAUGCAGCAAAGCAGCCCCAAAACAUUGCUGAGCCUCCUCCAUGUUUCACCGUAGGGACAGUGUUCUUUUCUUCGUAUGCUUGGUUUUUGAGUCUAUGAACAUAGAGUUGAUGUGCCUUACCAAAAAGCUCCAGUUUGGUCUCAUCUGUCCAAAGGACAUUCUCCCAGAAGCUUUGUGGCUUGUCAACAUGCAUUUUUGCAAAUUCCAGUCUCGCUUUUUUAUGAUUUUUUUUCAGCAGUGGUGUCCUCCUUGGUCGUCUCCCAUGAAGUCCACUUUGGCUCAAACAACGACGAAUGGUGCGAUCUGACACUGAUGUACCUUGGCCUUGGAGUUCACCUUUAAUUUCUUUGGAGGUUGUCCUGGGCUCUUUGGAUACAAUUCGAACGAUCUGUCUCUUCAAUCUGUCAUCAAUUUUCCUCUUGCGGCCACAUCCAGGGAGGUUGGCUACUGUCCCGUGGGUCUUGAACUUCUGAAUAAUAUGAGCCACUGUUGUCACAGGAACUUCAAGCUGUGUAGAGAUGGUUUUAUAGCCUGCACCUUUAAGAUGUUUGUCUAUAAUUUUUUUUCGGAUGUCCUGGGACAAUUCUCUCCGCUUUCUGUUGUCCAUGUUCAGUGUGGUACACACCUUUUCACCAAACAGCAGAGUGCCUACUUGUCUCCCUUUAAAUAGGCAGACUGACUGAUUAUGAGUUUGGAAACACCAGUGAUGUCAAUUAAAGGAUACACCUGAGUUAAUCAUGUCACUCUGGUCAAAUAGUUUUCAAUCUUUUAUAGAGGUACCAUCAUUUUUGUCCAGCCCUAUUUCAUUAGUUUGUUUUUUUUAAAUAAUUAUGUUAAUCAACAUUUCAAACGUAAUGGCUGAUUUUGAUUAUUUAAUUUUCAAUAAAUUUUUAUUUAUUGUUACUUUUGUAGGUUUCAAGUGAUUUCAGUGAGAAUUGUGGGUUUUUCCUUCUUUAACUGAGGGGUACCAACAAUUUUGUCCACGUGUGUAUAUGUAUAUACUGUACACAUGUAUAUAAGUUUAUUUAUCCUUUAAUUUCUCUUUUGUAUUUGCAUUUACGCUGCUGUAAUUUUGGAAUUUUCUCCUGUGGGACUAACAGUUUUAUCUUAUCAUGUCUUCCCUAAUAUAACCAAAGUGUGAGUGAUCAACAAUGGCAGUACCAAUGUAGUGUUUGAAACUACAUGACCAAAAGUGUAUUAUCCUUUGUGCAGGUUUGGUAACUUUGAGUUAAGCUUCACUCUGAAAUAUAAUUAUUGUAGCAUAAAGUCAUUGUGGUACAGUCUGCAGCUUAUGUGCACCUUAUGGGGCUGGAGCAGUUCAUAAGCCUGUGACCACCUACAUUGAAAUGUCAAGAGGCUGUGAAGCGUCUAAUCAAGUGCAUAUUGUCUUUGAGUCUUGGGACAUCCCAGAGCUCUCUGUACUGUCUGUGACAAAUCCAAACCUCUGACAUUGUUUAAUUAGAUUCCUGACCCUGGUUCUGAACUGAGACACUCCUGCCUGUGUGUGUGUGUAUACGUAGCAAAAUUAAUUCAUUACUGGCAUGUCCUGUUACAAUUUGUACAAGUCUUAUACAACUGUGAGGAGCUUUGCUGCUGUUUCUCCAACAUAGAGGAUUAUUAGUUACUCUGCUGUUGAUUCAUAUUAGCCCAUAUUUCAGAGGAAACAUGCAUUUGAAACGGAUUAUGGUGUAACAUCUGGUAAGCAGGUCAGUGCGGCUCCUUGUAAGGAGGUUGCCAUGACACCUGCUGUAGAAAUGUAGGUGUUCGGAGCCUCGUUACGUGUAACCUGCUGUCCUACAUUUUAAAACAGGCUGUGUUAUUUCCUGUCUAGUCCAAGAUACGGUUCCAAUCAAAAUGAAUCCCUCUGGAGGUUUGUAGCGCAUGCUCAAAUCUGAGAGUAGUGUAGUAGCUAGUGUGAGUAUAUGCAACACAUCACCCAUUCAGCAUUUGACAAAUCAACCUAAAACCGUUUUCGACAUUAUUCUCUCUGAAAUGCAGCCUUUUUCCCUUUUAAUACCUGCCCUUGUCGAGUCCCCUUUCCUAUUUUCUUCCCUUUUUUCCAUCUCUAAAUCUUCCAUUCAGAGAUAUGAGCCGUUGCCAUGGAAACUGCCUUCGCCCACUCCCCGCCGAUGGAGGGUGCGGCUGCUGCAGCAAUCUCUCAGUUAGACAGUGUUGCCAGGCAACAGGUCACAUGGCGUUCCCUAGCAACAACACUACUGCAGGAACCUGCCAAUCCUCUUAACCUUUCUCUUCCUCUAUCCUCCCCCCACACCUCUCUUUUUUUCUCUCUCCCUCCAUCCCCCUGUACAUCUCCUUUGCUCUUCCUUCCCAAAACUGCUUUGAAUGUUACCAGAUCUUUCUUUUUUCCUUUUCUUUUUUAAACUUCCUUCUCCUUUCUUGCAGAUAACAGCCUCUCUUCCCCCUCUGGCAUCAGACAAAUGUCUCCUCAUCUGCAACAUAGGUCACUUACAUAAACACAGUUUUUUUUAGGGUGUCGCAUUUAGAUGCAUCACAGCGUAUCAGACAACUUCAUCAUGAUAACAAUUUGCUGCAGACGUGAAAAUGUGUCACUGAAAAGACUCCACCUCUUCAUGCAUACUAAAGAGGAUCAACCUGAAAUUCAAUGCAUGUCUAUGCCUAACACACGAUUUCCUAAUGCUAGAGUGCACCCCUAAUAUCUGCAGUAUGCCAUGCAUCCUGUUUAAGAGACAAUAUUUGAGUCUUCAUAGCUUUCCAUCUGCUCUAAAAGAUACACAUUUUUCUGCAGCAAACUGGCACACAGAUACUUAGAGACAGCUUGUACCUUGAAUGAUUCCCCAGCUUUCAUUUUCCACAGAGAGAAGCUGACAGACAGGGAGACAUAUCCUGUCACUGACUCAUCAAGUGAUAGACUGUGAUGCUACACCCCUCACCCUCAAGUCUCUACCUAUGUUUUAAUUCCUGCAGACUGACAGAAAAUCAAUGGCCGAGCUCGGCCGAAGGAACCAGGGAACAGCUCACAAUGUUCCACAUGCUGUUUUGAAAUCUUAGUUACCAAGGUCUUCAGUAAAACUGACACAGGCUGUUAGUCAUUAGCAAAGAACCAGCAUCUGAGCAGGUUAUCUCCAAGGCCAGUUGUUUGUGCAUUUAUUCUGUGUGGCUACAUAUUUUCACUCCGUACGCCCACUCAGGACAUCUCAUUUCUCAUUAAAAAGCAGUUGCCUCUUUCAGUCUGCAGCUCUAACUGCUGCCAGCUGCUUUUAUGGGAGGAUACAGUUGUUUAUCUGUGGCUCUGCACACGAGCCCCGGGCUUUUGGCACCUCGGUUAAGCUCUGUAUGAACAUCACACUGGAAUUCAAGAUCAUGUAGAUAUUUAAAAGGACAGAUCUGUCAAAAAGCAGCCACAUUAUCAGAGCCAAAGUUUAACAAAGAUGAAUUUAAUGCACUUGAUAGGAUGUAAUGCACUGAUUGGAUUCAUAAAUGGGACUCUGUUUUUUACUUGAAUAGAUAUUGACAGUGAGGUGAACAGAGUAAUGUAAAUAUUUGUCUGCGUUCUUGGUGAAAGUAAUGACUCUAUGAUCUAAAAAAACAAAGUCCCUGUUUGUUUGCACUGGAAUUUGAAUUCUGACUAUCCUCAUGGUACAGUUGUGAUGAAAAACUAAGAAAAUUAAGAAAACUGUUCAAAUUUACCACAAACUUUUCAUCAUGGCUGAACAUGGAAUCAGAGACUCUCCAGAUAAACAGUCUGUACAUUUACAUGCACAGUUCAGUCGAGCUACAGUCAUGGCUCUGUUAGGCGAUUUAUCUAGACUACUGUCCUUGUCUAAGUUUACAAGCACUAGGAAAAAAUCAAAUUAUGAACAAAAAGCAUGUCUGUAACUACUAUGGUAGGUGCUGAUAUGCCCCCUGCCAGUUCAUAACUAUUGGGUCAUCUCCCAGUUGACUUAUUACGUAUCAAAACAGCAGGCAAAACUUGAUAGCGAGGGGCUAACAGGAUAUAUGUAGACUGAUAAAAACACUGUCACUUUUACAGCUCUGUACUAUUUAUCGUAUAAUAGGAAAGUUUUGUCUUUUAUUAAAGCUUUUCUUCGUCUAUCAAGGCUUUGCUUACUACCCAGCUUCCUAGCAACACAUUUAUGCUAUUCAACUUCCAUCUUAAAGCCUGGUGUACAAACACUAGUACCACCAGCCUUCGGUCAUCCGUGCAGGUUAACGUUCACAUGCCUGUGCUGGUUGUCAUUGCUCUGGUUAACCUGACACAGCCUACAUAUAACUUUAUCUCAAGAUUUUUCCAUCCAAGUACCAAUCUUCUGGGUUACCAGAUGCCAUUUGCAAUUUGGACUGAUUUGCAUUUGGGUAGUGGACCAUAACAACAUCAUAGCGGUAGCUGCUAACAAGGCUACAUAAUACAAAUACUUAUGACUUGUUCAGUUGUUUAACCUUUCUGGUUUCCACUACUCAGGGAACAACUUUCUAUCUUUUCAUUAACUAAAGACACACUUCUCUUUACAAUACCACUGUCAAGUCUGAAUAGUCAAUGUCAAGCUGGAGAGGUCAAUGGUUGGCUUUGCACAAAAACAGAGCAAAAUAACUAGCCUGACAAGCAAAAAGGGUAAAAAAAACAUACUUCUGGACAGCAACUCUAACACUCAGUACGUCUUGUUUCUUCCAUUCAUAGUGUGCUUUUUUGCAUACAAAAAUACAAGAAUUCAAGUGAUGGGAUCCCAGUAGUACAGAGCAUGUACCCUCUUAAAACCGUAUUAGUUUAUGUUUCAGUUUUCCAACAUGCCAUUUUUAGGGUUAGUUUACGCCUCCUUGUUUACAAGAGGAUUCUUUUUUCUUUCCCUGGUUUAUUGUAGCUGUUUAUGAGCAGCUGUGUUGAUUCUCUUUGCCUCUAAGCAAUAAGCGUCUAAGGGGUUACCAGUCACAAGUGUGAGAACUAGAUCAUAAACACUAAUAUUAUGGGUUCCCACACAUUAUGCUUUAGAGACUCACCACAAACCAGAGGCUCAAAAUACAACUUGCAGUGGGCAGUUAAUUUACUCUCGGACCAUCUGAUAUUUGUAAAACAAUACUUUGGGUGACACAUCACAUUUGGACAAUUUAACAAUUCUUGGAAAAAAGGAUUAUACUGUAUUUCAACAAAUAUUAGCCUGACAUUUCUACACAACAGAGCUAAAAAAAACUGUUCUUUGAACUGAAUCACAAGCUUUCUCUCAAAAAUGUUGCCUAGUUGUUUUUAUAUAGAUGUGUGAGUAUAAAAUUGUAUUAAAUUCUGUCUGAUGUAUUUGCUCAAAGUGUGUUUUCUCUCUCUAUUUGUUGACUGCCAGACGUUUACUCACCAGCAGCACUGGACACUGUGGGCCAGUUCUGGACCAGCAUCCCCUGGGCCCCCUGCAUCACAGAGGACUCCUCCAUGUGGACUGAGCUGAAAGGUAAAGCACAUUAGUAGGUUAGUGACACAUCUCGCAUCAAUUAUUCUUUCAACCUAAACGCCUCUCUAUCAAAACACUUGACUUCUAGGUGUUGAUUAUUUCCUCUUUGAAAAAAAGUCAAAACCACAGCUAGAAUUGUCGACAAACAUAAAUCAGAUUCUCUCAGUAUCAACAUUUCCAGCUGUGCUGCUUAUUGUUUUAGGCCUCGACAGCUUAAGUUCCCCAACAAUAGGGUGAGAAGUUCUGGAGUAAUAUAACCCAUUUUGUGUGAUUUACCCCUGUUUAAAAAACCCUAAUGUUAGAUUUUCAAUAUUAUUUGUGUUGGAUUAUCUCCCAACCUUUGACAAAUCCAAAUGUUUCAUGUGGAAAAGAGAAGUGACAUAAAUUCAGAAAAAGACUGUAAGAAAUCUGACUGUUCUGGCAGGUCUCAUAACUGGAAAAAAACACUCACUUUACUAUUUUGUUCUAUUUUUUAAAGCCUAUGACUGUUUUCUUGGCAGCAACACCUAACACCCACCUGUCAGACUAACCAAAUGUGCAGUUCAAUAUUAGGAAGUGGAUGUCAUUUCCCUGGCGUCUCUUGCAUAAUCUGCUUGCUGGUUUAAUGUCUAACUUUAAAAUGUGUUUUCUGGUUUAUGGAUUAAAAUUUGAAUCAGGUUUUAAAUGUCGGCUGAAACACAAGUGACCAUUGUCCAAAUGAUAUAAUCAAGUUCCUGUCAAGUGAGUUGGCAAACCGAUUGUUUGUUACCAUCCAGCUGACUCUGUCAAUGCCAUUUUGAAAGUUUUGUGACAGGUGCCUAUACUGUAUAUCUCUGGUGGAUUUCUUAAAGAAUAAACUGUUAAUGUGGUGUUGUUAAGAGUUUCUGUUACUCAUCUUAGCAUUACAGCCUCCAAGUUUUGUCUGCUGUGCAUUCAGAUUGUUGGUCUCUUUGUACAUGCAAAUCAUUUUAAGGCCUUUGAGUUUGGCAAGAUUAACACUUGUACACUUUUUUACACCAUUUGGUCACUGGGUCUGUUUCAACUCUAGCAGGUGGGAAGUGAACAAAGCAGCAAAGUUUUAGCAUAAGCAAAUUCUCUUUAAAAUGGUUUGGACUGUGGUCUAUAUCUAUUAUAUAGGCACUGGUCUAGUAUGAUUCUACCCUGUCUUGCAAGAAUGCAUUUGUGGGUCUGACUUUUAUCAUCAGAACAUGUGUAUCUUUUCUCUGUCAGUGUUUUAAUUUAUGCAACUGGCAUAUAUAACCCAUUUAGAGUCAUUAAUUUUCUAAACAUUUUCAGCUGAUCUUGUUACAGAGUUAUAAUUUAGUAAUGUGUGUAAAAUGUAGGACACUAAAACACUCCAAAUGGAAAAUAUUAAAAAUUCAGGCUACAAGCAAAACAUCGACUCUCUGGAUGGCACCAAAGUGGAGUUCUUGAAGUUUUAUGGACCCACACGUAACACCCCUAUGAAACCACAUUUUGUCCUUUUUACAGCUCUGUUUUUAAACAAAUGAGCCAUAACAUGUUUUUAGUGAACUUUGAAGGUGGUUAAAUGCAUAUUUCAUUAAAGUUGGACACAGCCAGGCUACCAAUGACCCUCUUUUUUGCUGUUUUAGCAAAGCUAACAUAACUGGCUGAUGGAGCUAACAUCUGAUUCACAGCGUCUGUCUGUAAAGGAGACAGUGAGGGAAAACCGAGUCCUUACCCAGAAUCACUAGACCCUGACUUGUCAAAACUACAUUAUCCCUGAGUCUGCAGACUUUUUUAAAAAUGCAGUUAGAUUGGGAAACCUGAGAUUUCACAAAUCUGAUACUGUGUUUUAAAAAGUAUGAAAACUCUCUAGGCCAAUCUAGUUUGGGUUUAGUGAUUCUGAUUAAGGACCUUGUUUCCUUCACUAUUUCCUUUACAGACUAGUUAAAAAACUGUGAAUGUGGAGCUAUAUUGUGUUUUGUCAGGUGCCUGUAAGUUCAUAUUUAACAGAGAGGACCCUGAAGUAUGGAAGAGGUAAUGUGCUGUGUGUACAGGGUCCAGCUCACCCUGUUUGAAUUCUGAUCUGCUAUAACCUGCCCAGGAUGUACUUUUUUUAUAUGUCUCAAAUACAAAGCUACUACCACCAGCCAGUUAUGCUCGCUCUGAACAAGGACUGAAAAAGGGGAAACUGUUAACCUGGGUCUGAUCUCAGUCGAGACACUGUCUGAAAGUGUCCCUUUAAUAAAACAACCCAUCCACUAUAUAUUAACCUAAGCUUCUUUCUUACUUCUUACUUUUAAUUUUAAUCAUGUGAAAUCUGUUUUGUUUCUUAUGUGGAAAACAGUCCAUUAUCCUCACAGUGAGCUCUGUUGCCUUCUUGGAAUAGGCAAAACUAGCUGUUAGCUAGCUGGACCUUUCCACUGGUCGUAAUGUAAAACCUAUUGAAGAGGAACUUAUGAAUCAGCGCCACAUACAGUAUAUGAGCCAGUUUCUCAGUCCUGUCACUUUUCUUUUUCAUUUAUCAGUCUUUAAACACUGUUGUCUACCAUGCUGUUUACCAUACAGCCUUUUACUCUUGCUUAAUCUUCAGUUGAAUAGAUUUCUUUUUCCUGUUACAGUUUAACCUCUCUUGUUUCUCUUUUUCCAACCAAAGUUGUACUCUUCAUAGCAAUCAGAUCAUUGCUAUGGAGAAUGCGGACCCAUCAGAAUCAGAUAUUAAACACAUCUGUGUACCAAAAUAAGAAAAACUCCACUUAAAUUGGACCAAAGUACCUGAAAUAAGUUGUAUUUUGGGAGAAUAUUUGUGCAGUUUGUAAAUAUUAGGGGGAAAGCAAAGUAAUAAUAAAAUUUUGCUUGCUUGAUUUACAGUAAUAAGCUAAAAACAUCCUACGGUUUCUCUCAGACAUAGUAACACUUAGAAAGUACAAACACACAGAAACAUUCAAUGAUUGAAAUCCUAUCCAUGAAUUAAAAACAUAUUACUGAAAUAACUACACAAAGUCAGGUGUAACUGCAUGCAUUUUCCGCUGGAGGCUUGGGUAUUGCCUCCCAUACAUUUAUAAUGUAUAUAGCCCUUACUCUAUAGGAGACGCUGACUGAAGCCUCUGCAAUGCAGCACAUCCUGAACCUAUCUCAGACUGCAACACAUCUAAAAUGUUGAACAAGAGUUUUUUAUGCAUAUAAAAUAAGUGUGUAUAUUUUGAGCCGUGAGGGUUUUCUAGCUUUUACAACAAGCAAAGGUACUGGUGUAAUGCGUGAGAGUGAGACUCAGCUAGGACCAGUAGUUUCUUACACUGACUGGCUACACCACGCAGUAAUGUGGGUCAAUUCUGGUGAUCCUUCAGAUCUGUGUGUAGUGUGAUACAUUACAGCAUGCGUGUGUUGGGGCUAAGAGUUAAUACGAGUGUGUGAAGGGUGUCUGUGUGUGUUACAGGCUCUGCCAUUCCAGAGAUGGCGGCGACAAAUUGCGACGAUGAUUUAUGUUAAUCCAUGUCAUGUUACAGAGACUUGAUGACAUGAUGCACAUUAUGAUACCCUCCGCACCAUAGAAAUUAACACUAAUAUCCAAUUAAAUCAAACUUAGACAGAGCAGAAGACUGCACAACUGAGUGGUGAGCAUUGUUAGCAUGAAAUUAUGGAGAUUCAGUGCAAAUGAUAAACAUGUGGAGGUAAAACUCAUUAGUCCCUGAUGUUCCAGCUGUCCUCUUUUUAAAUAAGCAAAACACUUCAUUAUGUAUUUCAGUCCAACUUUUGAGAACAGAUCAUUACAGAAUUAAAACUGACAGAUGAAGACAAAAAAACUAUUUCAUACAGUUGUUUUCACAUUCUCUAAAUUCCACUAUUCCCCAUUUUGCAGUAAUGAGAUAGCUUACACGUGUAGUGCUUCAUUAAUCAGACAAAGAAGGGAAUACUCAAAUAUUUUACUCUCUUACACAAAAUUUUAAUUUAUACCCCUGAUACACUUUUAACCCAAAUCUUAGAAACCUGCUCAUUAUUGUAGUGAGAUGCCAAAUUUGAACCCAUUAGCAAAUGUUCCCUGUGACAUAAUUAGGCCUUGUUUUUGUCUAAUAAUUGCCAAAUUGUGUUAAAUCAUACAUGGUGUAUACUUCUAUCAAUCUGUAAUUGGGAUUUGGUCAAGCAAUAAGCCCAAAUGAAGCUGUAUGUGCAAAAACAGACUGCAUGAAACUCCUCCAAGUGUGGCUUCAAGGAGGCUAAAAUGUCCUCUGCUGUCUUCAACCUCAUUCCUGGAUAGAAAAUAUAGAAAUACACACAGAAAUGAACACAUGUGUGCAUGAUGGUCAGUCAUAUGUGCAGACGCUGAUGCAUGUGUGCAUCUGAUAAUCUGAGAAAGGUCAUAGUCAGCUCGUUUGUCCUUCACGCUUCCUGCUUAAAGACUGUAACUGGGGGAAGCGACACUCAGAAUGUAGAUGACCUAUAUAGUAUUACACUGCAGAGGAGGAGUGCUGUGCUUCCACUGAAGGGAGCGAGAAAAGAGGCUUUUCCCCAAAGGAAGAGGACAGGGUUAGGGGUUCAGACACAUACUGAGGGGACUUUCAUGUUUAUCUUUAAUGGUGGCAGAUUCAGAUUUUGCUGUGCUGUGUAAUAGUGCCUUCUUUCAUUUCUCAUGCAGGUAUCUGUGGGAAGUCUGAAAUGUCCGUGAACAUAUCCUAUGACGUACUACACAUCCCAGCUGGGGUUUAAGAGUAAUCAGACAAGGUUAUGACACAUGAGACAAGCAAGCAGGAGAAAUAGGUGAUACUUUUACCAGAUGAUCAUAUCGCAGAAGAGUUAAAGACAGAAAGUGCUUACCUCUGCACCCCUGCCCUCAAAGAUGCAGAAUAUCGCCAGUCAGCAUUAGGAGCUUUCGGCUGAGCGAGCAAGAGGUAAAGAGAGAGAGAGAAAGGAGGGGAAAAAGAGGAGGGAAAGAGAGAGAGUUUAGUUUGAUCUCAUACUGUGCAGAUCCAGGCCGGGCCAUGGUCUCAUCAAUUAAUCAUGAUACACAUCCCAGUUCUGGACGUGAUAGGAACACUGCGAUCGUCCCCUGUUUGCAUGCACACACACACUCUCAUGCAUACAUAUUGAUAUCCACCCACAGUCACGGACACAGGAUGACUUUAAAAAGACCACUAACUGAACACUGUAUUGAUGAGUUUUGGACACACUCACUUCAUGGCUCUUUCAAUGUGAGAGCCAGGAGAGUGAUGCUCUUUCCCCGAGUGCCGGGCUGUUUGUAUAGACUGAUGUGAGUACAUGUUUGUGUAAAUCUGUCGACUCCACAUGAACCUGCGUGGGCUGAGUGCUUGACACUCCCAGAAGACCUCUGGUAUAUUACUGCCUUGCAAAGCCAAUAAGCAAGAGCAAUAAUCGCCAUGGCAGCCACAUCCUAGUCCUGGUCCUGUAUACAUGAGAGGGUAAACCCUUUACAGGUACUGCUAAGGUGUAGAGUUAAGCCAACUAAUCAAUAGAGUGUUCAAACUAUUAACUGGUUGCAUCAUCUUAUUACCUUUUGAAUGAUGAAUAUUCAAGAAGGAUGCUCCAUAAUAUCAGUGUAUCAUCAGCGGUUGAUUUAACUCUGUUAGAGGCUUUUGAAUCAAGUAUUGGCCAUGGCCUUUAAGUAAAUAUGUCCGCCAGUAUGAGAGGUCAACUGCAUAUUGCAUACAUGAUGAGGUUGUUUUGCUGAAUCAUUGUAAUCCUUUUACUAUUCAGGUCAUUUAAAGGCAUACACAACACACUCUGAAACAGUAGGUGGCUGUCUUUUCUUAAAACUCCUGUGAGAGGUUUUUAGCGGGUUAUGAAACAGAGUGAAAUUAACAGUGAUGCCUCUUUAUGACCUACAAGACCAUUAGCAACAAGACUGACAAUUUCUUUAAUGUGAUUUUUAAACCCUGAGACCACACACGCGUCAGGCAAGCUUAGCAAAGAAAAAAGCUGUUUCAUUGUGUCUGCAGGGGCCAGAACAUUGCACUAUUGCACUACUACCUGCUUGUAAUUUUCGUAACAUUUGAUGUUUAAUGUUUGUACAUAAAGGGCUAAAUUUACCAUGUAUGUGUUUGCAUACCUGGCCAAUGAAGCUGACUCUGAUUCAGAACUUAAACUGAAAUAGAGUUACUGAAAGGAGCUUAUAAGUUAAGAAGGUAUCCUAAUGUAUGUUUCUAAAAACAUGGUAUUGCAUGUGUGUCUCUACUUCGAAUCAUGACAAUAAGACAAUCACAUUUAGUUUGUUUAACAUGGACCAAGAGACACUGGAUGAUGUUUGCAUUUAAGUGCAAAAAUAUUAAUAAAUCUGUAUCGACAAUCAGCCCAAAUAAGUCGUGAGAUGUUGGCCUAGCAGAUGUCAGAAUGUAUUUCUCAGAGAAGCCAUAAAAUAUUAAUAGUAUGAGUUUUCUGGCUAGAGGUUAAAAAAGACUAAAUAAGUCUAUCAAUUGUUUUAAGGUUACAGCUUUCAGCUACUGACUUCAUUAAGCUGAGACUUCUCAUACAUUUACCUGUCACAUUACCAACAUUUUCUUAAUGAUUAAGACUUCAAAUCCAAAUUGCUUCAACAGGGUAAAGAGUCAUGUUUAUAAUGAGGUUUUCUCUCCUGGCGCUUUUUGUGAGUAACCCUUUUGUAAUCACGCUCUUCCAGUGUGGCUAAUGUGCACACGGACGCUGUGUGAAAUGAUUUAGAACAUCUGUAUGACAGCUCAUGCUAAAAUGUGUCAGCAUCAUGUGGGUUUUGACCUUGGACCUUGAGAGCGCUGAAUAACAAAAGCUGCUCUGUACCCGCUCAGAAGUGGCAAGUGUUCCAGAUAAAGGUGGCACAUUAUGUUCCCUAUUUCCAAUUCAGAGGGGAGUAUUUUCUGCUGGUAGACCCAGCCUCUUUGACCAAAUCUAAUUUGCCGGGCUGAGGGACAGAGGCUGGAGGUUAAUCUAAUCUACAUGGAUACACUUGUCCUGGUACUGGAAGAGGUUUUCCUAUAACUAAUGUACUGGUGACUGGCAGCUGAUAAUGAAGAUGAUGCAUCCAGUGAUAACCUCUAAACUGUGGGAGACUUCUCCUUGACAAUGGGAUGUUUACAGCAAUAUCAAUCCUGUUAUUGAACAUCUAAUCCAGUCUAUUCCUCUAGCAUAAAGGCAGGAUAUCUAUCAUGAAGCCUAGAAGCUGGAAGUAAACCUAAACUCAUCAAGAGUCAAGACAUGAAGAUGUAGGAGCAGGAAAAUAGUGCAUGCAUGGCUGGAAAAGCAGAUAAGCAGGAUUUCCUCAGUGGGAUAGUUAAGAAUGAACAACAGCAAUAUUCUGAAUUUAGACUUCUUUGUUUAGAGUGUUUAAGAUUUGAUUGCUUUUUUUUUUUUUUUUUGCAUUUCUUGGGAAAUUGGAUAUUACUUGUACAAACACUGUCACAAGAUCACAUACUGUUGUCUGGUGGGCCAUUUUUUCAAGAGUUAAGAUUAUAUCAUUGCAGCAUUUUGCACUGGUAAUGCAUCUUUGCAGACAAACAGACCAUGACCUUUAAGACCCCUGUCACAGGCAACAUCAGCUACUCCUGCAGGGCCUUUGAUCAAGUCAGUUAACCCCCAAGUGCUCCACUGUAACAGUUUUACUCACACAGAGACACACUAACCCCCCCCCACACACACACGAGUCAAACCCACUAGCACAGAGAAUGAGCAAGUACUGAAGACUACAUGACCUGUUCUUAAUGUAGAUGUGAUGACAACCCUCAAAGUGAAACACAAAUCUCUGAAUCAUCAGAAAUAACACAGGAGCCUGAAAAGCAUCAGACCUGACACUAAUGCAGAGUGAGUGCUGAGCUGGGCUGGGCUCAGCGACUGCACGGUACAAGUGGGAACUGAACAAAGAGAGAUGAGGCCUGCAAGGAUUCAAUUCACUGCAGGAGGGGAUCAAACUUGGCGUGAAGGAAUAUCAUCGCCCUGCAGCACCAACAUCUGACAAAAUCAGUGCAAACUUUAGCGAAAGCCAUAAAGAAUCCUGUUUCACAUGCAUCUAAAAUGGUCUACUGUUGUUUGUAAUUACCUAAAAUGUCAUUCAAUCUAACAACAUAAUGAUUCAUAUCCUUCUAGUAAUGUGUAGAAAGGUGGAGAUGAAAAAUUAAUGACAAACCUCUGGGCAGAUUUGCAGCGAGGCAUCAGGCAUACUCAGUCUGCGUACAAAUCCACUUCCACUGGUGAAGAAGCGGUCAGCACCACUGCCCCAGGUGCCACUGAUGGGACGUCCUGUGUUGUAGAACAUGAACGUAUCACUACCAGAGGUGGCGGUCAGACAGGUCUUGUAGCAGUAAGUCUUUGUGAGGGAUCCAUUCCCACGCACUUCGAUGUAGUGAGGCUCAACUUUAAGGUCUCUACGAAGCACCACAUUGUUAUUAGGUUGUGCUCCGGCAGCUGCAGCAGCCCCACCAGCACUUACACUGCUGCUCCCACCAUCUGGAGGGGGCUUCUGUGACCCACAGCAAGGGGAGCAUGACCCAGGCUGGGUGCAGUAGGCGUGACACCGAACGAUGGCCAACACCACCACAGUGACGAGGAACACGAAGGUGGUGGCGCUCAAAGCGACAAUCAGGUAGAGAGUCACGUUGGAGAACAGCAGGGUGCUGUGGGGUUUCAUGAUCUUCCUGGUGUCAGGAACAGCUUUAGGUGGAACUUCCAUGACGGCUACGUUGAUGGUGGCGGUGGAGGAAAGGGCAGGCUGCCCGUGGUCCUUCACCAGAACAGUCAGAGUGAAGGAGGUGGAGUUGUCCUCCAUGAUCCUUCUAGUGGUCCUGAUCUCACCGGUGUGUUCAUGUACCUUGAACAAGUCCAGGUCAGUGGCUGUCUCCAGCACAUAAACCAGCCAGGCAUUUGGACCUGCGUCUGCAUCAUAGGCUACAACUUUGGUCACCAAGGCACCAGGCUCUGUGUUCUUUUGAACUGUUUCCAAGGAGCGUGUACCAUUGCCGGGAGGGUUGACUAUUAAUGGUGCGUGAUCGUUCUGAUCCAUGAUGUAGAUGUAGACGGUGGCAACUCGGCUGAGUGGGGGAAUGCCCCCAUCUUGAGCUUUGACCUGGAAGUGAAACUCUCUCAGUGAUUCAUAGUCAAAGGCUCGCAGGGCGUAAGCCUCGCCUGUAUCGGCCUUCACAGACACAUACGAGGUGACAGGGAUGCCAUGGUUGUUGUCAUUGAGCACUGUGUAGGUGAUGCGCGCAUUUUCUUUAAUGUCUGCAUCCUGCGCUUUCACAGUACACAAAGAGGCCCCAGGGGCAUUGUUCUCUGUCACAUAUACAGUGUAGGAAGUCUGCUCAAACCUGGGUGGGUUGUCAUUCACAUCGGCCACAUCUACCUGUAUGGUCUUCUGGGAGGAAAGGGGAGGGUUCCCACCAUCUGUGGCACUCAGAGUGACAUUGUAGGCAUCGGUGGUCUCUCGGUCCAGAAAGGCAGAGGUAACCAGAGUGUAGUAAUUUCUGAAUGAUUUGAUCUUGAAAGGAAGGCCUGCUGGGAUCUCCAAGCUCACCUGCUUGUUAGCGCCGGAGUCUCGAUCAGUAACACUAAUGAGGGCCACAACUGUGUCUGCACGGGCGUCCUCCCUCACAGGGCUCGACAGAGAUGACAGCACUAUCUGAGGGACAUUGUCAUUCACAUCCACUACCUCCACCACCACCUUGCAGUGUGCUGCCAUCGCCCCAGGGCCCUUAUCCAUCGCUUGGAUGUACAUCUCAUAGGAGUUAGUCUCUUCAUAAUCAACAUUGCUCCUCACUCUUAUCUCUCCAGUGUUUGUGUCCAUGCUGAACAUCUGCCUCACUCUCUCUGGAGUGUAGCUGCUGAAAGAGUAAUAAAUCUCUCCAUUGGUGCCCUCAUCCAGAUCAGUGGCAUUCAGUUUAAUUACCAGAGUGUCUUUGGGCGAGUUCUCUAACAGUUUCACCUUGUACACUGAGCUGUCAAACGUGGGGAUAUUGUCAUUUGUGUCCAGGACCCGGACAUUGAUUGUAGCCGUGCCUGUUUUCUCUGGUGUCCCACCAUCCACAGCACUUAGAAUUAACUGGUGGUAAGGCGUCUGUUCUCGAUCAAUGGGCUUCUUGAGCACGAGCUCGAUGUGCUUUGUAUUGAGGGAGGGUUUGUUGGACACCAGAGCGAAAUGGUCGUUGGUGCUCAGCUGAUACAUGCGCACAGAAUUGGACCCAAUGUCUGGAUCUUCUGCAUUUUCAAUGGGGUAACGAGACCCUGGUAAAGCAGAUUCUGUGAUUUCCAGUUGGUACUCAUCUCUGGGGAACUGCGGCGCAUUAUCAUUGGCGUCCACAAUCUCCACCUCGACAUGGUGUACCUCAGAGGGGUUUUCAACCAUCACCUCCAGAUUAAUGAGGCAGGUGUUUGAUAGAUCACACAAUGCCUCCCUGUCAAUCCUCUCAUUGACAAGUAAUUUCCCAUUUUUGGGGUUGACAAUCACAUAGCGUUUGCCGCUGUUAGAGGUUACCUUAAUUUUUCGGGUGGCGAGCUUUCGAAUAUCCAGCCCCAAGUCAUGCGCCAAAUCACCGACCAGUGCCCCAUUUUCCAGUUCUUCUGUGAUAGAAUAUCGUAACUGUCCAAACGAAAGGCCACAAAACAAGGAAAAUAUCACAAAAUAAAAAGGCACAUUAUUCCCUAUCCAGUUGCAUAUCCCCGCCACAGCCAUUGCAAGCUCAUAGGAUCCGCAGACGGAUUAAACGCAGCCUUCCGCCUUUUUAGCUUGCAGUAUCUUGCAUCCCAGCACCUCAUUAAGGUGGGCUAAUUGGUCUUCUGGUAAUGAAACAGUAGCGGCUCAUCCAUUGUGUUACCCGGCUGAGGUGAAUCCUCUCCAGCGCACCCAUAUUUCCUUUGUCCGUGAUGCGCUUUUUGUCUCCAGUGCGCGCUGCUGACGGGUGUGUUUCCCUGCCGCUGGAGCUGUGAGAUCUGUAAAGACAGGGGAAUUUUCAACAAAUUAAACCGGAAAAGUGUGUGUUUCCUUCAAAAUAAUUUAGCAGAAAGCGUCACCUCCUUUCCCUCAGCUAAUUCAGUUUGCUUACUUAUGCCGAGAAACUCAAGACACGUCAAAAUGCAUGUUGGCACCGUUAAAUACUGAAAUAGAGAGUUUUUCUAGAGUGUUUAUUGAAUUUCUCAUUGUCCUUUCACAUAACUUGCAAGUUUAUAUAAGUUAUUAACAGGAUCAACGAGUUAUUGGCGCUCCAGUGCAAAUCGUUUCCAUUUAAUUUUGUUUUAAAGUGCAUGAUACCUUGUAUAUUUGCAGAGUAUUUCAUUAAAAGCUUAAAGUAGAAUGAAUACGCAUCAACCAAGCUUUUAUUUUGAAAGUACAUACGGAAAUGGGGCAAUGAAAUGACGCUGACUUGACUGUAUGAGGACAGUAUCCCACCCUAGCGCGCUCUCAGACUCCUGCUCUCUCCUCUUCACUGUGGCGCAGCUCCCCUCCUCCUUCUCCCCCCACCCUUUUCUCUCCUCUCAUCCCUUCAUGGCGAUGUCGGUGUCGGGGUCUGAAGCUAAUAGACGACCAACACAUGAAUGCACCCCCUCCAUAUGACCAUAAAUAUACAUGUAGUGUAGUCCACUACACCACUCAUUCAUUAAAAAAAUCACAAUUACGGUGCAGCACGUGGCUGGAAAACAUCUUUGUUAAAAUCAGUGAAAUGGAAAAUGUAGCCCAAAUACGUGGAUGAACCAUUGAAUUCACCGGUGUUGAAUUUAUCCAGACUCAUGCUGCUCCUGAAGGCAAGGUCACAACCAAUCUGCAAAUAGUCAGCAUCACAUCUCCUCCUUUUAAAUGAGAGACACAAGCUGGAAACAAUCGCAGCCACACACACACGCAGAGAGACACAUGUUUGGGGACAUGCUCAUGUUUGUCUCUUUGUCUGGACUGGAAUCGUAAGGAUGGGUAAUUCGCCGGUAGCGAUUCUGUGGCGCAGCCCACCGCAUGGCGAGCAUUUGGGCAAAGCGCAGCAGAAUGAAAGCAUUGCACUGACAAUCACAAGCUUCCCUCCACAUGGAUCACUGUCAGUGGUAGACCCCGGACUGUCAGGUCACAUAAUCGUAUUUAAGAUGCCCGUGGUGGACCCCACAAAGCAGGAGUCUCAUGUUCUCUCUAAAGGCUAUAGCAGCCCAUAUCUCCCGAGGAGAGGCAUGAUAUAGGGUUAUAUAUGGGCACGGAGACAAGAAAGAUGACAGCCUGCUAAAAUCGACUUAUGAAUUUGAAAACAAAUAAUGAGACUGGACGUGGUGCAGAGCUGAAGUGUUUGUCUUUGUCUGAGAACAAUCCAGCCUGUUUCUCUGAUUGCAAAAUUCACAUUAAUUGUAAAUAAAUGCAACAGUUACCCCCUCCCUGACAGAUUUUUGAUGAAUUUCUAGGAACUAGCUCCCCAACCCUUCAUUUGAGGGACAACAUGUUAAAAUUGUGGAUACAUAAGCACUUCACCACAGUGGUAUGGGGUUUGCAUAUCCUCCCAGGUGGAAGAUUUAGAUUGUCCACAGGUGUUAAUGUGUUACAUGGAAAAAUAACCCAGGGGUUUAAAGAUGGGAGGGGGGAAAUUGUGUGAAGCUUUCAGGUUUGUGCAAAAAAAGGGUAUUUUGAAUCCUCAGGGCCUUAAAUGCAAACAUCUGGUGACAAAAUGCACAAGAUUUUGCAGCCAUGGACAACACCAAUACAACACCUCUCAGAUAUUUUAACUGUUAUUAUAGCUCUUAGAGAGGCGUUGAUUGCCACUUUUGUAACAUUUUGUCGCAAUAUGAUGCGACAAGAGAAUAAAAUUCAUAAAUUAACAUGCUUUUAUCACUUUACCAUUGAGUCAAUUGGAAAUUUGUGUUUGACCUACUUUCUCUUAACGCAUUAUGCAUCCCCCCAUAUGAUUUAGGAUGAUUCACCUGUUUCAUUGUUGUAGGCAUUUCAUCAAAUUCCAGCCGUUCCCCCCAAUUGCGUGUGGUUGAUGACAAAGGUACGCAGGAUUUACUGUGUUUUGGUAACACAGCUGCUUCAGUGACCUAUUUCACAGACUGUUUCUUUAUGCAGAGGUGAGCCAGGUGCCCUCAGUGAGAGCUGAUAGAGCACAUCUGUUGAAGUUAAGUGCUUCCUGCCCACAUGGGAUUGUGUUGCUGCUUGCUGUUUCUGUUUUAUUGAUUGGUACUUUUUUUGGUCAGUGCCGAGCUUGAAGAGAACUCGUUUUGGCAUUAUUAGGAAGUUUAAGUACAUCAUUCUAACACUCUAUAUACUUGUCCUCCCUUUCUUGCCUUGUUUUUGGUGAAAUCUCACUGUUCUUUUACUACAAGGUUGGGUUAGGUUGUCGCUGCAGCCAAAUUAUGUGACCAGAUGACAUACAAAAAAAAAUGCAUGCUCAUCCUCACACAUACGCCACAUCAUACAUUUAAUUUACAUUAUUAAUUCACACACAACCUCACAUCAAUCUUGCAAACCUCUUUUGUUUGUAUUUGAUCAUCUGAACCACUGUACAACCUUUUUCAUUUUUACUCUUUUACCAAAUCUAUCAUGUUUUAGAGCUUCUUGACUGAAAUAUUCCAAAUUUGGGCCUUUCAGUCUUUUUCUAGGUGAUUGAAGAUGGGGCCACACCCUCAUGUGAAUAUAUCUUUCAAACCAGUAGCUCUAUAAGCUCCAUGAUGUAGUCAAACAUGCAAGAGGGAAACCAAGGUGAAAAAUGACCAGUGACAGAAACAUAUUGAUUUAGAAAAACUCUAUGUGGCAAUGAGUGAGAGUGUUAGCUUGUUUCUUUCUUGUUGAUAUUUAGUAAUUGCCCUGAACCAGAAUGAUACAUGUACUCACCAUGUUUUUUUCUGAAAUGGUUGUUUCCUACGAAUUAAAACAGCAUCAAAUAGUUUUCUUACAAGAAUAAUCAUAAGAAUAUUUUUUUCUUGAAACCUGAUUUUUGCUAACCUUACAUGGACAGAAAAAAAGCAAUGUGAAACAAAGACAUAGGACCCUCUUCAAAAGCUCUCAGUCAGUGUCACCUGUAUGCAGAGCCGGCCGCCCAGGCCUCAAUGGGGCCCUAAGCAGAAUUUGUUUUUGGGGCCCUCUAUUUCUGCCUAUAAUAUUGAUUGUUGAUCAUUCACACACCUUCACAAAUCUCUUUGAUUAACAUUCCCUGACAUGCAAACAUACCUUUAUCUUGGCGUUUUUUUUCUCUUCUUCCUCUUUUUCUCUGCUCCUGAAGGAUAUGUCAGGCACAUAACGGUAACGGAGCUUUGACAUAUUGGCAGUAAGAAUCAUAGGUCUGCAUCAGCAACAGCACUAAAAUGUUUUUACUUUAUUUUAUUUUUACAAUAAUAUAUAUUUGAUCAUACAGAAAGCAUCACUCAUACAUGCAAAAAAUAUAAUUGUUUUUCUUUUUUCUUUUUGAUUGCUUUUGGGGCCCCUUAUUAGCUGCGGAGCCCUAAACAGGCACUCAGAUCGCUUAUGCCUUGGGCCGGCUCCGCCUGUGUGGUUUUCUAGUGUCCAGAGAGGUGGCGAGGGGUGUCGCUGACCCCUUGAAAUCUGAUUGGCUGCCUCCGGAGUGUCCAGAAGUUCUAUAUCAUGAUUAGCCAAUGGUCAUAUAAGAGGAGGGAUUAAUGCUAACAACCAACCAUUUGGGCUGUGCAAGUGGCACUUUUUUUGUUAGUGCAUGAAAUUACAACUUUAGACGAACAUCCCCCUCUUGUGCGUAUAAUAGAAUAAAUCAAGAACAUUUAUGUGUCUAUGUCAGUGCCCCCACUGCACUCACACACACUCUCCUUUAUGAACAGAGUAAGGUUUCAAUCACUGCACAAGAGCUCAAAAAUAGCAACACCAACAGUUAAACUAUACUAUUUUCUCCUCUGUGUUUUUAUGGAGUACAGGUUUUAUAGUACAGAUAAAAGCAGGUCAAACUUAAAAACACUGACUGGCAUGCCAUAGAGAAUCAAACAAUUGUGUAUAUGAAAGAGUCCAAUGCUGUUAUUUUAGUUGAUUGAUAAGUCUACCUCAUAGGCAAAUGACACCAUCAUUAAUCUCUGUCUUAAGUGUCAAAUAGUGCAAAGAGUUUCAGAAAAUAUCCUUAUGUUAAUCUGUUAAACUUGAAUUUUAAAGGGAGCAUAUUGAAGAAGCAAGUGAGUCAUAAUAAGGAGACUAAAGAGGAAUUGCUAGGUCAGUAGUCAUGGCUCCCUUGUGUGAGAUUUGGGGUAGAGUCCAAAGAUAACAACAUUAUAAUCAGGCAGUGAAGGAAUUAGAGGCCUUGUGUUCAUGUACCAAAAAAGAAACUGGAGAGACACCACGGAAUAUUUAACAGGCACUGCUUUUAGUUCAGCAAAGAGGAAUAUUGGCUGUAAACUACAUCUUUGUUUCAGCAACAAAACAACUAUGAAUAAAAUCAUCUGUAGCAAAAAUCACACUGUGCCCAGCCAGGCUGCACUAUUUUUGGCCAAAGCUGAGGGAGUCUAGGAAAUCCGUCCAAAACAGACAAGCAAAGUCGGUCACAACAUCUGGCAGGGCAAGGCUGUUCUGAUAGCCUUGAGCAGAUAGAUCCCUGCCUGAAUGCAUCUUAUGGAGAAGAGCAGUGAGGGUUUCUUUGAGGAGUCUUUACUGGGUCAACUGGACCACAGGAACAUGUUACUAUAAAUUAGUUUUAUUCCAGGGUUUCCCAAGUGGAUACCAAAUUCAAACAACUGUAUAUUAUACAGAAAUUGAGAAAAAUCUGUGAAAUCAAAAUGUUGAAAAUCAAAAGGGCUUACAUACUGUAUGUAUACAUUUUAAUGCACUACUCAAUCAUCUUUCAUCUCUCUCUCAAAGCUAAUUUGGCAAUUAUGUACCCUUCACAUAGACUGACCAAAUCAUGUCAGCAGUGUCAUUUAGGCUCCUAAACUGAAGAAGUAUGAUCUCAAAUGUUAUAGUUUAUAUUAAGUAUUUCUUUGCUGCACUGUUCUGUAACAUGCCUGGGUUUGUUAGUCACCACUUGCUCUGAAAAAUAGAUACACAGUGUGAAAAACGCACCAAGAAUUUUACUGGCUGGUAGUGUAAUUUGAUCAUUAUUCCAAGUUGCCAUGACUUUGCAAAUGUGCAAAUAAUGCGAUCUCUGCACACAUUCACAGUCUGAUCAGCAACAACAUCAGUGGAAUAGGAAUCACUACAAACAUAUGGACCUCUGACAUUCGUCCAGUGAGCAUGCUUAAUUUGACAGUUUAGUGGCUGGAUUAUGGCUUGAAAUGGAAAAAGACAUUAUUACAUGCACAGCAGUGCUUCAGUUCACAGCAAAGAAAACACUGUGCUUUGUUUCCGUGUAUGAACAAUAAGGAUUACAUUUGGAAUGGUAAGGUAUGCGAUAUCAACCCACUGAGUAAUAGACAGCAAUUAGACAUCUAUUUUUUUUAAAACCUAAUUUCAACCGUCUAGAUUCUGUUAUUUUUAGACAGAAUUUAGACAUUGCAUUAAUGUAUGUUAACCCAUUAUUUGAUAACUAUUUAUUUCAAAAAGCAACUGUGAGUUGCACAACUGAUCUCCAAGUACUUAACCAAAGUAAUUAUCAUAGUCGUUGAGCAAUAUACUGUUUAGUAUAGAUAUAGACUUCAAUUUCAAUUUUAGACUUGUGGUAGCCUGAUUUUAGACCAGUCGUCUAGGCUACAUUUAGACUUCUAUCAGACCUCUUUUAGACCAAAAAAUGCUCAGUGGGAACAUAUGAAUACUGUACAUAUAUGCCUUUACUCUCUUAAUCCAAGCCUCCCUUACCCUUAGCUGUGUGUAAACAACAAAUUUCAAAAUAUAACAUAAUGCAUCAGUAGCCUUUUCAUAUCAUACAUCCCAGUUUGCCAACAAUUUUUGUCAUCUGAAGUUUAGUUUAGUUUAACCAUAACACUGCAGACUGUUGCAUUUAAUACUAGCUGUAUUUCUGAACACAAGAACAUACAUCCAGCGUGACACAGUGCCAGUAAAAUUUACUUCCUACUAACUAAACAUAAUGCAUAGUCCAAUGGCAGUAAGUGGCAGAUCUUGUGUUGUAUAUAAUUCAUCCCUUCAAAUGACCCUUAAUAUUAUAUUUCACCUCCACAUUGACUGUAUCAGAGAGAUCGCACAAUAAGUGUGACAUUCAAGGUAUUGGUACAGACAUAAAUGUGCACCCACACUCACUCUAUACACACUGCUGAUUGUUCACCUGCUCAGCUAUAGGAACCAUUUUAGGUUUGUUUCAUAAGACUCAGAAAACAGUGUUUCCAUAGCAACAGGAAUUUGAUGACUGUUUCAGUGCCAGCUGUGUUAACAUUAUGCAUUUGAUGUACUGUCCCCACACAUAGCUGUUUAUCAACAUGUCACCACAAAGCGAAUGCUGAAAAAAAAUCUGUUAUACAUGCCUAAAAGACAGAGAUUUAUAUUUAUUUGUGCAAAUACACCUUUUUUUUAAGUUAGGGUUAUACUUAGCAGGAUGAAGUAGUGGCUGCAAAAACAGCUGCAAUGUCCUCAAGCAAGUGUCUGUCUGUCCAUCUGUCCAUCAUGUGCGAUACCCAUUGUCAGAAGAGUCAAACUCCCUAGAGUGCCUUUUGCAGAAUUAAUCUUUACACUGAUCCACUUUUCUUUACAUUUUCUUUCAACAGUCACCGGCAUUGUGCUGCAUGUAACUUGCAUGCAUUCAUCUGAAACAAACCCAGAAUGGCCAGCAUUAACUAGCACAGCAGUGACCCCAUGGCAAGGGCAGCCACACAUAGAACAACCUGCCACAGGCGCCACUCAAGAUAGAGUCGGAAUCUCCAUGCACUUAACUCCAUCGUACAACUUCUACAUCAGCCUGGCCCCCAGAUCAGACUUGAAAAGUCCCUGGUUCCCCUGUGAAUGUGAGUCCUGUUUCUUAUUCAUGUUCACACUUCUGUAUAUAAAUAUUACAAUAAUCACGACAUGAAUUCUCUCUAAUCUGCAGCAGCGUUUGCCUCAUCAAAACAAGAUCGUACAGGCGUUAAAUAAAAGCAACAAGACAGACGUUGUCUGUGGAGAUAAAGAGUGUAAAAACUCAGAGUUUGCAGAUGCUGUAAUAGAUUUGUUUUCCUGUCUGGUCCAGUGUGUGUCUCGAGAUCAGAGCGACAACCUGUUCAUUUCCAUUUCUGCUGAGAUGCAAAAACUGUUUUAUCACUCUACACUCGGUCUGUGGCAGCUUAGACACGAGAUAAGAACAAAUGACGCAUCAAUCCUGCCUCUGAUUCUGCUCCAGUGACACAUUACUUCACUCUUAGCUUCAGACCCUUUUGCUCUAUCCUUCCAGCUGUGAGGAAAACCCUGGCUCUAGGUGUUAGGACUCCACUUGACCCCAUUGUGCAUCUUCUCCAGCCAGGGUGUCCUCUCUGCUCAUCUGACUCACUCGUGCAAGUGGGUCACGCACCCUCAGCUUGUCUCAUACUAUGACUUAGAUUGUUGCAGUUGUAUUUGCAAGAUAGUUUAAAGGAGUAAAGCAAAAAUCACAAUGGUAGGAGUGGGGAUAAAAUGAUUCAACAGCAUGGAGACAUCGUGAUUAGGUUGGCGUCCGCAUGAGAGUAGUGAUUUGAGCAACUGUGGCAUCACUUAUUGGUACAACUUUGCAGCGCAGAUUUCUACAUCUUUGUUGUCGCUACAUUGUUUUUGUUACCAAACUAGAUAAGAAAUAGCAAAAGUGAACACAGAUUCAACCACUGAGCUUGAAAAAAUGUCAUUAAUUUGCUUUUAACCGCAAAUCAAUUGCAGUUCAAUGAUACAGUAAAGCCUUAUAAAAGCAGAGUAUUAGUUUGUUUGCUCAAAAACCACAUAACAAUUAUGUGCAUAACAGCUAUGUAUAUGGUGUGUACUGAUAAUAAUUAUGUCCAAAUCCUUUCUCACACAUAGGGUAACUGCUACAUAAUCCCACUUUUUUGUGCUCUUCUCACUCUCCCUCGCAAAAUUAUCUUCCCACUCCAGAUGGCAGCUCUCUGACUGAUCUGACCUGUUGUUAAUUGCUUUAAAUUUUCUUUUCCUCUUAAUGUGAAUAUGGGUUUGGUAGUGCAGUUCUUACCGGUAUGUGGCUAAGAGUAGUUUCUUUGCAGUUUUAAUAGUUUUAUAUGUGUGUGUGCGCGUGUGAGUGCAUCCAGUUCAGCUGGACUGCCAGACUCUUAUAGCUUUCAGUGAUUCAUGGCAGCUGUCAAAUUACUACAAAAACUCUGGGUUGUGACAUUCUCUGUUUAUGUUGCUGCAAACAAGACUGAGCCAAAUGUUUCUGCUGUUGUGACUGUAACAAUGACUCACUGCUAAGUCUCACAUCCUCCAAACCUCCAGCACAGACAGAGGGCACCAGAGAGCACGUCCUCCUGAUGUCCCACUGCAUGCUACAUUUUAAAAUGACUGCUGCUUUCCACAGUCUUAAGCCAGGGACUGGUACCUCCAAGUUCUUUAGGGACUUAGACGACACUAGGACCCUCAGUUUGAGACUAAUGUCAGAAAACUCUGACCAAGCCCUGAAACUGACUUUCAUGCUGAGAAAAUCUAGACAGGAUUGAGCAAAUCCACAUAAUCUGGUUAAAAUAUGCUUAAGCCGCUUUCCGCCAUCUCUGAAAAUCUCCAUUUUUAAUAUUCUAAUCCAGUGCUCAAUAGUGAAACAGACAGUGCUCAAUAGGGAAACCCAUUUGCAGGAUCAAUAGACCACUGCCUACUUGUCCAGCUCUGUGCAAACAAAGGCAGUUCUGUGAUUGAGAAGGAGGAGGAUCAGAAGGUGAUUCAUGAUGAAGUGAAAAGAUCAGAAAUGAAAGCACUGCAGCUCUGCACAAAGAAAUCCUGAUGAUGGAUAAUGGGCUGCUUAAUUGCAUACAUUUUCAAACCAUCAGUCAUAACCUGAUAAAGCUUUUACUUCUACUUAACAGUGGAGAGGGGAGAGAAGUUUUCUACACCCUUGUUUUUGUAUAAGUGCAUCAUGGAAACACUCAAAGGCUACAAACACUUAACACAAAAAGGCUGGUGGUCAGUGAACUUCUUAAACCUCCCCUUUGUGAUAUACUGCAUAUUGAAAUAUUAACAAAGCAAAGCCUUUUUUAUUGAUUUGCUGACCUGGUUCCCCUCAGGGUCACAUCAGGGUCAGCUCUCGCUUUACAUACAAUAAGACCUCUGACAGGUCGCCAGCUCAUCACAAGGCAAAUGUGGGAAUAUUUUAGCACAGCAUAGAAAAACCUCACAUUUAUCAUUAAACUGAACUACCUUUUUUUGUUACUCUAUUCGUGUUUUCUAAAUCGCUUAAGAAAUCAGAGAUGUGGGUGGCCACACACAGCUGCCCUACAUACUAUUCUUACCUAAGAUACGCAGCAGAUAAAUAACUGGAAUAAUAAGAUUUUGUUUGAAAGCAUCUCGCAGGGACCCUGCAUAGUGACCUGUUGUACAAAAAAAGAAAAAGAAAAAUCACUUUUAUUCCCCAGGAAACAAAAAGAGAGUUGUUCUUGGCAGCCUAGUGUGUGACAGCUGUGUUAUACAACCAUUUCAGCACCCUGGACAGCACCAGCAGUGAAAAUACAGACCUGUGGGGAGGAUGUUUGAUGGAAGUAUUACAGGGAUACUCAAGACACAUGAAAGUAGCCACAGGUGCCCCGCUUAUUUCCUCGACCUACUUCCAGUCCUCUUAAAGCGCAAGUAGCCAGAGGACCACCAGGUCUUUAAAUAUAACAUUAACUUUGUUUCUAAGUGCUGCUGAGAUGAACAUUACUGUUGGUUCACCUAUUUGACCUGCCAUGUCACUAUUUUUAAUCUUCAUUGUAAUUCAUCCCACUUUAGCUGAAUUAUCUUUUAUUUUGUUUACCUAUGUAUUUUUUAACAUGAUUUAUAAUUUGACCUAAAUUGCAGGGAGAUUGGAAAAUUAGCUCAUUUAGAGAGUGUGUGUAAGAAGUGUAAAUGUCAACGUUUGUUGUUUUGAGUUCUUUGAUUGGAGCUGAAAAAAAGUUGAAUCAUUUAACAGUCAGUGGGGGUUCAGAGUAGAGGAACAAGCCCAGCAAAAAAGGCUAAAAAGGAAGUAAAAAUGGCGUCACCAGUGUGUAUCUUUUUCCUUGAGUUUUAUCACAAGUCUUUACCUGGAAAUUUGUCGAAUAAUAAUAAUAAUAAUAAAGGCCCACUGAAGGAAUAUGAAACUCCAGUAGCACCUAAAGAGCAGUUAGAGCAAAUGAAGAUUCAAUGAGCGUUUGAGAAUUCUAGAGAGUUUAGUGAAGAUAAUCCCAAAGCUAUCCCAUCAGCGACAUUUACUGAAGGUAUAUGGACUUCUGACAUUAGUCCAGCAGUAAAGACGCUUAGUUUGAUAGCCAGGUGGCUGGAUGAUGGCUUAGACAUGAAAGAGGCAGUGGUGAGCAAGGGUCGGAACACUCCCAUGUUUUUUGUGUGUGAAUGAAAGUGAUUCCAGUCAGACCAGCUAAGUAUCAUAUCCUCAAGUGUGCACAAACAGCUCAUUUUCAAAUGCUGAUAUUCGGCUGGGGCGAUAUACAUUUCUUCAGAUUCCUUACCACUACGAUUUUUUUUUAUGCUGUUUCAAUUUAAAUUGCGAUACUACGAUAUUGUUGAUUUUAUCGAUUUUUAGUCUGUGUUUUAAACACCAGUGAAACAGUUGAAUGAUAAUGAUCGUCUACUGACUAUUCCAGGAACCAUAUUUCCCCAAAAAAUAAACAUCACAUGUUAGUCAGCUUUUAAGAUUUAUUCCUAAAUUUGAAAAAAAAAAAAGAUUUUUGAACAUAAAAAAAUCGAUUUAAAAAUUGUAAAACAAAAAAAUUGCGAUACUUUUCGAUUCGAUAUUUUUCUCCCACCCCUAGCUGGUAUUAUGGUGGCGAUGUCAUCUAUUAUCAUAUCAGCUCAAAAAGUGCAUACUUUGCAUUUCUAAUUUUUGUUCAAGUAGAAAAUUAAAUCUAAAUACAUGGAUGUGUGAAAACACACCUGUCUAUUCAGUAGUAUCAAUAAUGAAUGGACCCAUUUCAAACAGAGUCACUACUGAGUAAUCUCUGUGCCACUGUUUAUAAUGAGAAACGUUUCACAUUAUAUUAAUUCGUGCAGCCCCCACACAUCAGCUUCUUCUAGGACAACAGACUGAGGAGCCUGUGUGGUCACAGCAAAGAGCAGACCGUAUAAAGUGUCUCUGGGCUUUUACUAAUCCUGAAAAAGCUAUUAUUUGUCAUCUUCUGUGAUUUGAACUGCGAGCACAUCUCCCCUAUUUAGUUUUCAAUUUCCAAGAAUUAGCACAGAGCGUUAAAGUGAGAAACUGGGUCAAAAUGUGUGUGUGCAGGGAGAAAGAGCGACCCGGAGAGAGGGAGUGUGCGUGUCGCUUUCCAAAAGUCACUUCUGAUAACUUUUGUUUCAUUUUUCAUCACAGACACAACACAAACACAGAUUAAAAAGCUUUAUUCAAACUAGUAUGAUCAGGCAGAACAUUGAAGCCAAAUAAGCAACAUCAAAAUCCGACAAUUAACUAGACUUUAAAAAAAAUAGCAAGACCAUUCUCUCCCAUACUGUCUUUGAUCCACUAAGUGGGAUGAAACUGGAUUACGGUUUUGAUGCAACUCUGGAGGCAUACUGUACAAUCUGACUGGCAAAUGAGCUGAGGAAAAAACUGAGCCGUGUACACAAAUGAGAGAAAACACACUUUUUACGAUGCUGAGCACAAGCACCUCCUGUGCCAUCUGAUCACAGUGAAUACAGAUGAUAUCAAAAAAGUCUACGGUAUAAAAAACACAAAGUAUAAAGCAGUUUGAUUUACAGUAAAAGCAUCGAAUGGUUCUUCUGCUCUGAGACCAAAAGGCUGAGCUCCUAAUAACAACUCUUUAGCAAUUCAAGGUGUUUAAACAUUGGGGUAACUGUAAUUUGUAAUACUGUGUCACAUGCCUUUACUUCAUUCAUAAACAGUCGCAAACAUCUUUUACAAUGCAGAAGGCACGCAAGGAGCUCAUUAUAUGUGCAAUUUUUAUAAAUUCUUUGUUGGAAUUGGUGGGUUCAGACGUUGAUUGCACACAAAGUGACAUCUUCAGUCUAACCAACAGACUGUGUUUAUGUCGUGUCACCCGGCAACAGCAAGAGAGGAUACGAGAGGUUUGAUUUCCCUGACUCAGAUUAUGUAGCUCGAUACAAGUAGAAAUAUUCUCUCUGGCUGCAAUACUGAGCGGGCGCAGCGCUCGUGUUUAGAUCCAGUGCAUAUUUUUCAAAGUGCUAUCAUCGGCGUAAUACUCGCUAAGCACUGUCUAUGUAUUUCUUUUAUACUGCAAAGUCAGCACCAAAAUACCAAAACUAUAAUUAACACCAUGUUCUCCUUCUCACUGUCCAAACUCCGUACCUCACCCAAUUACAUUUGAUCAUUUAGCACCCUAGUGAGCAGUCCUAAUAAGCUCCUUGUUUCAGAGAAAAUUAAAAGUCCUGGGCUUCACAGCAGCACUUCAGUGCUACCUCUGAGGUCAUGAAAAGUACUCUGUUUCUAUUUUUGACUUAUGUACACUAUCAAAACAACAUCAUACACACCAAACUACAAAUAUGCAACACAAAAUGCCCUUAGAGAAGCUCACAGAAGCAGCAUAAGAAGUUAAUACAGAAGAUAUCUAUAAAAACAUGAAGUUUCAUAAAACACCACCUUGCCUGGGCCUUAUAUUUCCUUAUACCGUGGCAAAGAUAAAUUCAUUUUAAUAGUCUUAUUCUUUUCAAUAAACAGAAUAUUUAUCAUUACAAAAUAUUUUUAAAAUUUCCAUUUUAAGUGUUUUUUUUUUCUUAACUGAUUAACAAGAUUUGCACUGAGUGCGUUGAUCAAAUAAGAAUCGAUGGUAAAACGUCAGUCAGGAUUAGCUUGUAAAGUUAAUAGCUUAUAAAUAUAACAAGAUAUUCUUGUUGCAAAUUAAGAGAAACUUAAAUUUGUACCUGAUUUUGAAAAAUAUCUUCAUUAAGUUUCAAUGAUUUACUCGAAGCCCACGCUAGACCUGCUCCAAUCGGUGAUGUGCGCUUGCCUCUGAAUAAAGAUUUGAUCUAGAAACACACCUCCCCCCUGUAAGAGGAGACAGGCUGAAAAAAGCUGAUGGACUACAUUUUCAACAUGAUCAUGUUCCAGAUAAUUUCAUAUUGCUGUGUAAUUUGUGCCUCCCCAAUGCAGCCAGAAAGCUGCCUGCCCAUUCAGAUGCUUUGUAAGAGCACAGAUGUCUAAAAGAUAAAACCUGAUAUAAGCCAAGGUGUCAAAAGUCUUUUUGCUUUUCUGACUUCUUAAUCGUUGUUAUCGAACUACAGUAUCUACAAUCAACUAAAAAGAGGAACAAUGUAUCUCCUGUUUUUUUUGUUUUACGCUUUUCUUUCAUUCUUUUUUUUAUGUUUUUCACACAUUCAUCACCGCUGAGUACAACAAACAUUAUAAAAAAAGAGAAUAUUAAAUCAGAUCAUUGGUUUUUUCAUCAGCGAGUAACAGUAGAGAGUAAAAAUUAUUAUUCCAAGAGGAAAAAAACACCAAGUGCAAAGCCUGAAUCGGUGACAGAACCAGCUACAGCUCAGUAUUUAUCAGAGUUAUGGAAGAAUCUUAUUCACCCUGAUUCAUGUGACAAUUUUUCAAUAGGCGUGUCUUGAACUUUUGCUUAAGAAACAUUGCAUGACUUACUUAUCUUGAGCUACUGAUGAUUUCUAGAACUACAGCACACCGUGUAAACCCUGGAGAAAAGGCAGAUUUGUCCUUUAAGAUGAUUCAAAGCAUUAAAGAGAGGAUCAUUUAAUACAUGAGGCAACUCUAGAGGAAUGUCCAAAUAUCCUGCCAUAAAUGAUUUGUUAUUCUAUGUCCAAAUAUGAUGUAGAAUCAUGCAGAUUCAUGCUUUAAAGAGAAAAGAAGGCAGAAAGCUGAGGUGAUUCCUGGUCGAUGUUUGUACGGAGGAUGAAAGGAGCAGGGGAACUGAGGGAGGAGAGUCGUUUUACAUCUUCUUUUGUGAGUCACAGGGAAAAACACUUCAUCCAGAGACUCCCAUGAAGAGAUGAUUAUAUCAUGGCAGUUCUCUUCUUGGUCCCUGCAGGGGGGCAGAAUAUGGAAUUAGCCGAAACAGAAGGGCGACCUGGAUAUAGAAAGUCCUCACUCAUGCAACAGUGGAUCGUGACUGGUUACUGCCACCAUGUCAUUGGGUUUCAGGGACACUUAGAGGAGCAUUUUUUGUAUUUUUGUCAAAUAAAAGUUGUCAGCAGUUCUGAAUUUUCACCAAAUCAUUCACAGAAACUAGAGAAACACAGCUAACGCAAAAUAUAACAGAGGUUUUAACUCAAAUAGGGAAGCAUCAAGGGUAGUUAAAGCAUGCACAAGCAGGCAUCACAGAGGGCUAUUUGGUAUUUGGUGGGCCGAUAUUAAAAAAGAAGAGGUUCUAUGUAUUAUUUCAGGACAAAUUUCAACAUGCCCAAACAGAGUUCAUGUGCAAGGAUGUGGAGAUAGUUGACUCAGUCUCUGCUCUCAGGUAUGUUACACGCUGAGAACCGAUUUGGGACAAUUCAUUCCCUAAUCCUCUUUUUCCGGUCUGUGCCAUCACUCUGCCCUGAAUCACCGCCAAGCCGGCCAGAUGUGCACAACACAAGCUUGACCGACAGCCAAUUUUUAUUCUAAUCUCAGCUCUCAGGAAGCUGAUAGGUUUUCUCACUUGAAAGACUGGCCAAUUUAUAUUUGAGCGCUCACAACAGCAUUGCACCGGAAAACAAGAGUAUUGUAUUUGUGAGGCUGACCCAGGACGAAUGGAAAAUAUUUGAUUGUGCUCUAUUUAAUCAGGAGAAGACCAAUAGAAAACCCCAACACUGAAACUGUGACAGUUAUCAAAGCAGUAGUUUUGAGCCAAACCAAUAGUGUAUACCAAAUAGAAAAGGAUAAAAAUGUCUAUAAAUUAUAGUGGCUCUACAGAAUGUAGUUAGCAACCAGCAUACCUCCAGUUGUAGAAUGGACUUCCUUUCAUUUUGAGUACUUAAGAACAGAAAAAAGAGACAAGUUCAGAGGUACGUGUGAAAUUCAGACACACUUACAAACACAUCAUAGGCAGAUCUUUCUCUUCAUGCACCUGUGCAUCAAUGCAUACUCGUGUUUAAUCUUUCAGGGGAUCACUUGUUUCAGUUUAGUCUGCAGGUCCAGAUGCACAAAAGCAAACAACAUCUGGAUCACUUUCAGCCGUUCUGCAUUGAUUACAGUCUGCUUAGUGCCGACCCCCAGCAUGAUGUAUCACACUCAGCACAGCCAUAUAUCUCUUGUCCUUGAAGAGAACCCCCUCCUCUACUCCCCUCCCCUCCCCUCUCCUCCUCCCCCCAUGUCUGCGCCUCUUUGAAGUAUCCCCCCCUUCUUCUUACGCCCACUAGUUAUGCUCUGAUUGUGCGUUAUGCAUCUGCAAUAAAUGACCUACAUACGACAUAAGAUAUGAAAUACUGGCACAUUUCCAGUUUGGGGGUAUUUGUUUGGCCUAAUUAUGCAAUAGAAGUGCAGGAAGUUCACUCAAGUAAUACACCAAUGAUGAAUUUCAUCAUUACCAUGUCAUGAUGCAUCAAUCUGUGGAAGUAUGAUAGGAUGGAUCUUAAAAAGGGGACAAAUGCAAAAAUCACAGCUAGCUUACUUUUAAAUUUGCAAGUUUUUAAGGUUUUUUUCUUUUGUACAGAUCAACCAGAGAAGAAUUUAAAAUGUGCACACUGAGGUAUCUGAACUGACCCUGAAGGUCAACAAAACAAACAUUUCAUAAGUGCAAAAACAUUUCACUGGAUGGCAAAACAUUUGACCAGAUGCAAAAAAAUUUAACCAGCCCAAAAAAGGUUUUUACAAGUUUUUAAAAUAUUACAUGACACCCUGAGUUGUUGGGCUGAUUUUUUUCUCAGAGAAUAUUCAUAAAUUUUGCAAAAUUUUUUUGCAUUCUGUUAAAUAUUUUUAAUUUUCAUGCAUGGAUGGAAUUUAUUUGUGUGUUUUAAUGAUUUUUUUCAUGUUUGAUAAAAUAUUUUUGAGUGCAGUGUGAUGUGUUUUGCUGUUUAGUCAUAGUUUUUGAGGUUGUGAAAUAUUUUAAAAGUUGACCUUCGGGGCUACUGUAAGUAUCUGCUGAAGACCUACAACUACACCACCCUUGAGCGACUCUUAUUCUAAUAUACCUAUAAGAUGUGUAUAUCUGAAAAACAGGAGAGAAUUUUAAGGGCUUCAGACUCAACUUAAAGAAAUUAGUCUUUUGCAUUUUUGACAUACUCGGAUUUCAGAGCACUAUAGACAUAAUACAACAAAGAUUUAUAAACCUUCGAGGGGGGGUUUCCUCAUAACAUGAAAGGACCUUUUGAUCGUAACAUUAGCCCCUGAAAACACUCUGUCUUAUCCCUUAACAGCUCCCCCCCCCCCCCCAAAAAAAAAAAAAAAAAAAAAAAUGUGUUGUCUUUCGUCACUCUUAUCAGCAGCUACCACCUCAUACAUACGUACCUCCAGCGUAGAUGCUCUGGAGUCUGUGGUCUCACUUGGCCCUAUGCUCCUGGGUAUACUGGACACAAAGUACCCAGCUCCUUUGGGGAUGAUAGGCUGUCUCACCACCACCUUGCCCUUCCUGGUCUCUGCGAGGAACAAACUGUACCAGUAGGCAUCGCUGGAGAUCAAGGUGGAAUCUGCGAUGGUGGAGCUCCUCUGGCUGAUCAUGCUGUUUCUGCUGAUGACGCUGUUCCUGUUGGCUGGAGGGAUCUUGAUGGCCUUUGGUUUUGGUUUCUGACACUUCAGCACGAUGAUCACCAGGAUGGUUAUCAGCAGAAGAAACGACACAGCCCCCAAACCGAUCACCAGGUACAGGUUGAGGUCUGUGAAGUAGUCAUACUCAAUGGGCAACUCUGUGGUUUCUGAGAAGGAUAAGACAUGCUCUACUGUUGAUAUCUUGAUGGUGACGGUGGCCGAGAGAGAGGGUUGACCGUUGUCUUUGGCCACAAUCACCAGCCGCUGUACUCUUGGGUCUCUGUAGCUGAACAUCCUGGUUGUCCGUAUUUCUCCGUUGUACUGAUCCAAGCUGAAGAGGGUGGAAUCGGUGAUCUGUAGGAGCUGAUACGUGACUCUAGAGUUCUGCUCUGAAUCUGCAUCAAUCGCGAUCACUUUGGCGACCAGGUGCCCCUUAUCCGUCGACCUGGGUAUCACCUCUUCCACAACAGAGCCCUGCGCUCGCCAAGGGGACACGAUGAGGGGAGUGUUGUCAUUUUGGUCCAGAAUAAUGAUGUGAACUGUCACAUUGCUGCUCAGGGGGGGAACUCCAGAGUCUCUCGCCUCGAUGUGGAAGAGGAACUCCCUCUCUCUCUCAUAGUCGAAGGUCUUCAGGGCAUAGAGGUCGCCGUUCUCAGGGUUGAUGGAGAACAGCAUUGACAUGGAUGUGUUAACAAUUUCUUUCUCCAUGAUGAAGUAAACCAAGUACUGGUUCUCAUUGAGAUCUGGGUCAUGUGCACUCAGAGAUGUCAGUAAUGCCCCUGGUAGAUUAUUCUCAACCACAUGGAUAGUAUAGAAGGACUGGGGGAACAUCGGUGCAUUAUCAUUGAUGUCUAGGAUCUCCAAGGAGAUGGUUUCGUUUUCGGAUAAGGGUGGCGAGCCUUUGUCUGUCACCCUUAAAGUGAUGUCAUACUUGCUGAUUAACUCCCUGUCCAGUGGCUUUGACACCAGCAGCUCAAAGUAACCCUCUGAUGAUUUAUUUAGGAGGAAAGGUAAAGAUUUCUCUUGAUUCAAAAUGAGCUCGACCUCCCCGUUCCCUCCAGAGUCCCUAUCUCUGACACUGAUCACUGCAAUCAGCGUUCCUACAGCGACAUCCUCCCUCAGGGAACUUUUCACAGACUUGAUGGUUACUUCUGGGUAGUUAUCAUUCAGAUCUGUGAUAUUCACCAAGACUUUACAGUGUCCAGAAAGUGGGUUCGCCCCUCUAUCUUGAGCCUGGAUGUGCAUCUCAAAACUCUGACUCUCUUCAUAAUCAAUCACCCCCUUCACCUUGAUCUCUCCUGAGUUUGGAUCAAGAGAGAAGAGCUCCUGAGUCUUCUCUGAGGUGUACAGAGUGUAUGAAUACACUAACUGGGCGUUUGUGCCCUCAUCUAAGUCUGUUGCGUUUAAGGUCAUGACCACUGUCCCUGCUGCCGAGUUCUCUGAGACGUUCACUGCAUAAACCGGCUGACUGAACAGGGGGGCGUUGUCAUUGAUAUCCAACACAUUAAUAACGAUGCUGGCUGUGCCUGAGCGGGGAGGAACCCCUCCAUCCACAGCGGUCAGAAUCAAAUUAUGGACUGAAUGCUCCUCCCGAUCCAAAUUACCGCUCAGCACUAAAUCGACAUAUUUGGAGCCAUCGCUUCCAGUUUGAAUAUCAAUGUUAAAGUAUUUGCUCUCACUCAGAUAGUAGGUUUUGAUUGAAUUCGCCCCCACAUCCGCAUCCACCGCGUUUGUCAAUGAAAACCUCUCACCGGGAGGGGUUGCCUCAGAAAUGUCCAAAUGCAUUGUCUUCCUACGGAACAGAGGCGCGUUGUCGUUAAUGUCCAUGAUUUCUAAUUCGAUAUUAAAAAUACGAAUGGGGUUUUCUAGUAUGACAUCCAUUUUCAGAAAGCACGAGGUGGUUUUAGUCAUGCAUAUGCUCUCCCGGUCUAUCUUCUCGCGGAUUAUCAGCUCCCCCGUUUCUUUGUUGAUGUCAAGGUAAUUUUUGCUGUGAAUGACAUCGAGUUUCGCGCUGCGCUGCACCAAACUGCGAACAUCCAGACCCAGAUCUGUGGCCAGAUUGGCAACAAAGGAGCCCUCUUCCAUCUCCUCCGGAAUAGAGUAGCGAGUGAUGGAAAGCGCGCAUCCCCACAGUGCAAUGAAUGCAAGAACCGGCACGAUCAACCGUGUCCGUAAACGUGCAACAAAGAGCUCCGUCAUUGUGGUAUUUUAUCAAUGUUGAAAUGAAAAAGAUCCUUCCUUACGCUCAGGUUGUCUUCGUGUAGGGAAGCGCCGCUGUCAUUCUCGCCUCCACGAGUUGUAGCUGCAGCUGCAGUAGGCCAUACACGGUACAGUACCGCUGGAGGAGCGGGGCUCACACACCACUGCUCUGCAGGGGCGUAGCCAGCUUCUGCGUAGGCUGGUUGGGUGGCCUUACUGACAGGGUGUACAUGUGGAAAAUCUCAUGUAAGAAUAUCCAAAAUGAAAGAAACACUUCAAAUGAGUGAUUUGUUCAGUUCCCUCUUUAUUAAAGACACAUAGAACAUAAAGAGAGAAAGUUUGUAGAUGAUAUAUAAGAUAAGAUAAGAUGUUCCUUUAAAGGUGGGGUAGGAAGGAAUCCGUUAAAGAAGCAUCUUAUUUUGUGAUGUAUAUACAAAAAAGCUUUUAAUAUCAGUCAAUAGCUAUUAGUUAUUGAUGACAUUUGGUAAUAUAAUGAUAUCGCUGUGUUUUGUUAUGUCUGUGUAGUCAAUAUUUUAAAAUUCCCUGCCUCACCAAACCUGAUUGGUUGUGAGGCAGACGCUGCUCCCCGGUGUCGUUCAGGAACCCAAACAAAGUUAGCGUGCUACAAUAUCGGACAGUAGAAACCAACCAGAAAGUACAGAAAAUUGUCUGAAUCCUCCUUUAGCCACGACUGCCAACACAAGCAAGAAAACGAAGUAAAUACCAGAGACUCUGGUGGGAUAACGGGCGCUUAAAAAGGAGGUAGACCAGACAAGAGCUAAAAAGCCGGUUCAACAUCAGCAUAAACGAUGGGGGAUGCUUCGGGAUCUUACGGACCCUGUAACCUUUCUACUUGACAGGUAAACCACUUUAACAAAGUAAGCCAAGUGUAACAGAAGAGUUUCUUGUAAAAUGGGACCUGUUGCAUGCUGUAAUGCCGCUAAACUGUUUACCUCGGGUCCUGGACUAUGUCACUUUAUCCUAGUUGUAGAAGUCCUGCAAACUUGGUGUUUGCUGGUAGUCUGUUGGUAUCUACAGUAACACCAAUGCUUUUUACUUUCACGUUGACUACACGAAGUAUUUAUCUGCAUUAUAUCUGAAUUUAAUUGGAACGUUACGAGUGAGCAGGAGCGGCUGUUUGUGGGUGGGGCUUGCUGGAGCAGAGAGGCAGGGGCGAGGAGAAGCUGAGGGGAAAACAGGUUGGGAGAGGUAGUGUUUACAUUUAAUAUUUCUCCAAAAAACUGGCACUUCCUCAGAUCCUGCCUACUCUACCUUUAAUAGUCCCACUGGGGGAAAUUCCAAACUUCCAGCAGCAUAGUAUGGAUACAGAAAGAGACAAAUUAUAAGCUAAAGAAACUUUGAGUUAAAAAAAGAUAUGUACAUGAGUCAUAUUUACGUACAGGAUUUACAUAACACUAUGAUUAAUUUUAUAAAGUUAGUUGUGUAUAAAUAUUGCAUUUUUCAAAUAAAAAAAAAUAUUAGGUGACUUAUUAACUAAUUUGCUCUGAUCAUUAUAAGACAAAAAGUUAUACAGAAAUUUGAGUGUUGAUGAUUUGACUGACAAGAGGGCAUAUUGUAGCCUUCACUGUAGCCCUUCAUUGCCUUUUGUAUCAUAUUUGAUACAUACUUUUAUAUACUACUAUGAAAUCACUAUAAUAAAAAAAUUCUAGAAAAACUCCUUAAUACAGUCAGAUAAAUGAUAAAAAUGUCCUCUUGUGGUUUAUCAGUUUCCAAAAACAUCUAAUGUAACAAACAAGAUAAUAAAUAUAUUUGUUAAAUUUCAAAAACAUUUUAAAUUUUUUGGUCUUCAGUAGUAAGUGAAAUAAACAUUUCAGCUCCAAAAUAUUUGAAAUUUCUGGCCAUAAUUUGUGGUUUCAGGCAUUAAAGGUUUAAUUCUUAGCAGUUUUUAGCUUAGCAGAGUUUAAAGUCAACAUUUCUUACAAUGUCACCGCUACUUUCACACAUCAUAAUUAUUUUUCAAUACCUGGAGAGACAUUAGUCCAUGAUUUAUAUAGUCCACGGUACAGAGACACUAACAUUAAAUCAUCAUUUAAGUGAGGUUUAACUACUUUUAACACAUCAUUUACUACAUUAAGUGAUAUAGACAUACAGUAUGUUAAAACUGAAUGAUAACAGCUCAAGACAGUCAGACACUGAGACUUUCCGCAGCAGAGAGGAGAGCAGAAAAUGCUUGGAUAAAUAUGACAACAUGUUGGUGAAUUAUAUGGCCAUAUCUGAGGUAUAUGGAUAUGAUCAAAAUCACACAGUCUGUACAGUUUGCAUUGGUUUGCAUAGAUGCAUUUAUUGUACAAAAUCAGGUAAAAUAACCCAAAAUAGAGUUAAAACUUGCACAUUGGGUUUUAGCGUGAGAUAUUUGUUGCAUCUUUUUUUAAUUGAUACAAUAUUAUUUGAGGACAUGUUACAUAAAUACAGCACUGCUUGUCUCAAAUUUGUCAGGGGUUUUUCUGUAGGUAUAUGAGUAACACGUAACUUACAAUACAAAAUCAUUUACCGGUGAGCUUUCAUUCAUCACACCCCUCAUUCUCCAUCUGUAAAGAGGAAGUUUACCCACAAAACAGCUUUCAUAGUAAUUAGUAACUGGUUGUUGUGAGUAAAUAAGUCCAAAACCUUGUUUGAUGCUAAAUGAUACUUCAGGCAGUACAAAAGUCUGUUUUUUCUGUUUUUAAAUGGUUUUAGUUCUUCCAAAAUUCUUGUAACAAUAAAGCAAAAUAUUGAAUGACAACUUCAGAGGAUACAAUACAAAAAUGUCAGGAAAUGGGAGAUAGAAAAAAAAGACAUGGAUUUUUUUGAGGCUAAGUUUUCAUAUCUUUCUCUUCUUCUGGCAAUAAUUUGAUGAAAGACUAUAACUUUGUCACUCCAAAAGACUCUUAUUUUAUUCCAAAUGAAGACAUCCCAGAAUGCUUUGCAACAAGUUAUUGUUUGUUGUAGGGUCUCCAAAAUAACACUUUUUUUUUAAUCUAUAAAACAGGAGAAAUGUAUAACAGAUGAGUUUUUGUUGACGAUUGGAUCCUUAUAGUCUAAGCAGGACCUCAACAUGAAGCUGUGGGGCCGUGUAUACCCUGAAGGGGUUCCUUCAACCUCCACUGAUAACAAUCAGCCCAUUGUACAUUAUCCUGCUUAUUACACCGCAACUUACUGAAUCAAUCAACAAUUUCCCUCCAAAUAUUGAUUUAGAAGGAUUUAUUGAUUGAAAUUUAAAGCCGCUGCCAUGGUAAUACUCGACUCUGCCGCCCUCUUGAAAUGAGCAGACUUUGAUGUUCUUACUCAUAGUAGAAAAAAACAACAUUAAUAGAUUUUUAAAUUGUAUGGUAGAUUUAAAAUGCUGUUUUUAUCAUAUCCACAAAUGUAAUAUGGGCUAUUAUGUCAUAUUAUACUUCAUAGUGACCUACAGUGAAGCUCUGAGUGUAACAGUUAGUGUCCCCGCGGUGUAACACCUAAAGCAGCUUUGACUCCCUGUCUUUGUCUGUGCUGCCAUAUUUAAUGUGAUUGGUUUUCCAGACUGAGGGGAUUGUAACUGAUAUGCGGGGUGGCGAGAUGAAGAUGGUCCUUUUCAUUCCUGUCCUUCAGCCCCAUCUAGUGACAAUUAAAAAUGUUACAGAAGGAUCUGCACCUUUAACAACACACUGGUGCACCCACUUUAUAUUACAUUAAACAAAGCUUUGUUGGGGAGUAGGCAAGGUCCCCAGUUCUCUGUUGUACCUUGUUAUCAUAUUUUGACAGAAAGCAAAACAUUUUUUAUGAAUAUAUAAUAUCCACAGUAAUUUAUAAAUUAACAUUUUGUAAUGACAGGACCACUAUCAAAACACAUGAGCAUGAUUCAGCACCACAAGGUUCUGAAACAGCUUCUUUUUUUCAGCUUCACCUUGCUGUCUCUCAUCACUUCUUCUUGACUGUUAUGCUAUCACUGCAGUAGAACAUAUAAAUGUAUCCUCUUUAUGAUAACAGUAUAUAGUUAUUGAACAUUGGUGUCAGCCAAUAUUGUGACAGCCAUAAGUCCAUCAAUGACAUUAGUGCCGUUAACUGACUGCAGUAACCAGUGUGUGUCUGCUGGGUUGAAUUUCAUACCUAACUGCUGAUGAAGAGAGGAGGAUUUUUAUCAGGCAGAGGAAGUAACCUGGUUUGUUUUCAUGGUCAGAUUUGAAAGAAAAUGCUGCCAGUGUGGGAGUAUCUGAAAAGAUCAGUGACAUGCACUUUGAAAACAUGUUUCAGUAACUCUUUGAGAAGAGACUAAGAAGGGACUAGAGGGACUUCUUGGUACGUUUUAAAGAUAUCAAAUUUAAUGACACAUUCAGAAAGCAGACAGAGAAUUACUCAGACGUAGUACAAAAAACAUCAAACUUGUUUUUCUGGUAAAUCCUUGCAUAUGUAAUGGAUCAGCCUUGGUUUUCACAGUUGGUGCAUCUUCAACAUUAAUAUUAUAACCACAUUAUAUUCAUGACAAUAUUCAACUUUAGUAAGUAAUCAGAAAGCCAUGACAUUCUGCUAUUGUUUAUGUUUCGGCUUUGGACUUUAAAUGCGGAGUAAAGUUUUGAUAUUCAGAGAUUUUAAUGGUUUUACAAAAAAAUCUAAACUAUUUCAUUACACAUGUUGAAAUUGAAAAUUCAUAUUGUUUUUGUAUUUUAAAAAAGUAUACUUCUUUUGAUUUCAAGUCAUUGUUUUUUUUUUUGUUUGUUUGUUUGUUUUAAGUUGAGACAGAAAAAUAAUGUAAUGCUAAAAAAACACUGGAGAAACAUCUCCCAACUAUGUAGGUUAAUCUGCAAAAGGUCAGAGAUAUGACUUGUUAUAAAAAGGACAUUCAAGAGGGGCAGAGUCUCUCAGAAAAAAAGAGAUUUGCUACUCUAUAAAAGACUGCACGAGAAAUGCAGUUUCAGAGUAAUACUGAUGAGCAUAAAAUUUCAAAAUGUUUUGGGAUCUCAUCAUCUGCAGUACAUAAUAUAGGCUAUAGAAAAAUAUGUAUAAAAGAGACCAAGACUGAAAAGCAAAGGUGGAUGUCUAUCAUCUGCAGGGCCUCAGGCAGUGCUGCGUUUAAAACAGACAUGACUCUGUGAAAGACAAAACUGCAUGGGCUCAAAAUCACUUCCAAAAACACUCUCUAUGAAUCCAGCUGGUUGCUGGGUCUGCAAAAGCAGGUUAAAACAGCACAAGAGGAAACUACAUUUAAACAUGACCUAGAAACACCCACGACUUCUCUGGGCCAGCAUCAGUAUAGGGUCAAUUAGACGACUGUCCUGUGGUUCAACAACCAAAAUCUUGUUUUUUGGGUUUUCAUGGAUGUUACAUUAAGAGACCACGACAACAACAGCAUGGCUCCUUGGUAGAAGAGUCCAGGUGCCAAACUGGCCUGCCUGCAGUUUCAUCUUGUCACCCACUAGAAAAUAUUUGCAUUAGUGAAUGAAAAAUAUGACAAAGGCAGCUCUAAACUGUCGAGCAACUGAAAUCAUACAUCAGGCAAGAAUGGGACAGAAACUGGUCUCCUUGGUAACCAAACCUUUACAGUGUUGUUGAAAGGUCAUGCAAAACAACGUCCCUGACACGCUUACUUUUGUGAAACAUGUUGUUGGCACCAAAUUUAUGAUGAGCACUUAAAAAGUUUUUUUUUUAAAGAGCUUUUGUGCUAAAUGCAGUGUUAAACUAUUUGCAAACCAUCUUAUUCAGCUGAUUUGCCAUUAACAUCUUGUAUUGUUUGAACUUAUUUGAAAUCAGAGUAAAAAAUGGGGUCAUCAUCACCCAUCUGCCUAUAAAUUCAGAGAUGGAGGCGUCACAGCUAAAGUAGGUGCUACAUUAUGAAGCCUGAUUUAACAGUAUUUACAGCAGAAGACAAAGAGAGAGAGAGAGAAAGAAAGAGAGAGAGAGCGCCCUGAUCAUAUGAGACAUGACAAAAGAAUUAGCGUUUACUACCUUGGGAGGGUUUGUCAAAGAGAUAAUGAAUGUUUUUUUUAUAUCAGUCCACAUAAUUCAAUGUAUUUAAAAUCUUAAAAAUACAUUGACAUGUCUUUCCAGCAAAAUCCUUUGUAAUUAAAUGCUUAUAUAAGAUUAAGUGUUGUGUUUCAACCUUCAGACAGACAGGUUUAGUGUCCUCAGAUGAGGUAUCUGUGGAGGAAAGGCUCCCUCUAGUGGACAAAUCAAGGAACAUAACUCUGCUCAAACUGAGAUGAAGAAGCCAUAGGAUUGUUGAGAGAGAUAAGAAGAAAAAAGAAAAAAAAAACAGCCCACUAUUGGAAAAUGAGCAGAUUUGAAAUGGCACAGAAGACAGACAUAUGCUGAGUGUCUCUGUUUUUAGCUCGAGGGACUUAUUAUGACUGCUGAGCCUGGCUGGUUUUUAGUUCCGUUUGUGACACAGUCAAAGAUAAAUCUUGGCUUGAUUAUCUCUACUUAUUGGCAGGAUAUGGCUGUGAGUCUAUCUGGAUUUGAAUUUUAAUGCCUGUCUCUUAAUGACAGAAAAAUAUAUUAAUUUUUUCCUCAAAGGUUUCAUCCCUCUGGCUCUGUCUUUAAAGACUUUAAAAUACAUCUGAAAGCUGCCCUCAGCACUCAGCUUUUUGAACAUGGAGCAGUUCACUGAGGCAGUCAGGCUCUGGACCAAGAUUAACUCCCCAGACAGCAAUAGAUCAGUCAAAGGUGGAGGAUCUGAAGGAUUAUCCCCAGAGAAGUACCUGAAACCCUGACUUUACAGACCAGAAUAGUUUAAGAGAAAGGGUUAAAUAACGCUCAGAGCCAUAAACCAAAACACCACAAACAGCAGCUCCUCCAUCCAGAGGUGAACAUCAAAGCGUGAGGAUCCUCCUGUCUGCAACUUUUCUUAUCAUCGUACACCAACUUGGCAUGAUAAUAGACAUGAUAGACUUCAUUUGUUAAUAGCUCUUUAUGAGUAUUUCUAUGUGUAUUUUUUCAGUGCAGAGAUUGAAAUACAAUCUCAUGGCAUUGACAGAACAUAACAAAACACUCAUCUUUAGGCCACUCACUAUGCAUGGUGACUGUAAGUGUUAAACAACUUCACACUAACAGGUUUUCUUUUCUUUUUCAAUUUAAUGAUUCAUUUAUUGGUUCAUAGUGACACCGACGCCUUUAUACUCCGCUUGCAAUUACUUUCAUGACUCUAAUACUGUAUAAAUCAAUAACAUCACAGUCUCUCUGAGGAGUGUGUUUACAUUUUAGAAUAAUGUUAUUCUUUGAUUUUCUGACUUUGUUUUUGUGUCGUAUUUACAGUUACUUAGUAUAUUUACAUUUUAGGUAUAUCUUAGUUUCAUGUAUUACUUUUUUUCUACACUAUGUCUACAUUUUAGGUUUAGUUUUACUCAUUAUGUUGCCUUUUUUAGUUAUUUUAUAUCAUCAUCAAUUAUCAUCCUAUCCAGGAAGACAUCCAGCAACCACUACAAUGAUGCAGCUUCUAUGUGGGUGCUUUAACCCCUGUAAGGAUGCCUAGCUCAUGUUCACACUCUGAAGACUGGAAUGAUCAUUUUGACAAGCUUUACUGGUUGCAGAUCUGGGUUACAGCUUCAUCAUGCCACAAGUGUAACACAAGUGUAACAAUGAUUGUUCUGAGACUGUUCAAGUAGAUAUAGUCGUCCACGUUUCCAAACAUUCCGCUUGCAUCUUGUUGACCUAAAGGAGAGUCCAUGUAGGGUAAUAACAGAGCACAACGUAUUUUGGGAGCCUGAGUGAUGUUAAACAUGGGUACAAGGUCCUUCUUGAGGAUGGUUGUCGGAGGCCCAUGGCUCCAGAAAUGUAGCACCAAAGUAUCUGAGGUAUUUGAGUGACACAGCUCCACCACCCUAAAGGCUGACAUGACUGGCUAAAGAAAAUCACCCUAACAACCACUUUCAAACUACCACCUCUGUGCCUAAUUUAAAUGUCUCUAUUUUACUGUUUCUUCGCUCUAGUUUUUAGGUGUGUGCCCAGAGUAGUAGCCAGGGGUGGCAUGGGUCUCCCUUAAAACCAAAUGGUCACCUUAUCCCAAAAUCCCAUUAGGGGUUUAACAGUUCACCAACUAAAUCAAUUUGAAGUCCCACAGUCCACCUGUGCGUGGCACUCCUCUGUAACAGAUAUCCAUUCAUAAUCUUCUUACAAAGCAAAACAUCAAUUGUAUUGAUACUGAGAAACUGUGUGCUGUUUUCAGCAUGACUAAUGUUGGCCAUGUGGAUGUAUUUCUGCACUUUUAAUGAGAAGGAAAUCUAUCUGUACAUCUGGGUCAUUCUCCCAUUCUGGGCAUGGACCAGCAGUGCUUAGUGGUGGACAGAGAUUAUCAAGUCCUGUGGUUUCAAGCCUAAAGUAUGGACACAUUUUGACCUUUGUGAAACAGCAUAAAUCAUUAGCUGUUUGCACAGCAUGCUUAGUGUUAGGCAGCCCUCCCAUUACAACAGCAGAGCCAGCAGCCUUGUGAAAAGUCUCUGGAAUCAUGAGUGUUUUUACUCACACUCAGCAAAGGCUAAAGCUAGCAUGGCAUUUAUCGCCAGAUUUAUCUUCAAAGAUGUGCAACAAUACUCUGUGGUUAAAUAUCCUAGUUUCUGUGAAAUGAUCCAAACCUUAAAGCCAAUAUACAGUACACCAAACUGUUCACACUUCUUAAAACAAUGCAGGUAUGCAUUGAAGUGAAGAAGUGAAGAUAGAUGGAAAGCUGUCACUUGCAAGCUGAAUAAUUUGCCGCUCUGAUGGAUGGAUGGACGUCAUGUUCAACAGAGGAGUAUUUGGCUAUUACCUCUUAUUGCACUGAUCCAGCAAACCAAAGCUUUGAAUAUUGCACAUGAUACAUGCACAGACUGGAAAAUUAAUGACAAAACCCCUCUCUAAUAAAAAUAGAUAGUGCUAAUAACCCCUAACCUUUAACAGCACUAUUCAGUAUAUCCUGUUUUUUAUUUAACACAUGAUAAAAUGUUGACUAACAAGUACUAAUGUAUUGAUUAUUAGUCAUUGGAUCAUAUCACAUUCUCUUGUUCUAAAUGAACUAAUGUGGUCCCUGUAGUAUAUUGCCAACCUCAUAUAAUAGCAAUUGUAUUGUGAUUGAAAUGUAUCAUUAUGCCCCCAUUCACAGUGGAUGGCGGUUUGCCUGACAGAAAUGGGAUUCAUUCAAAGCCACCUUUUUGGGCUGUGUCGCAAAAUUCUGCUAGUUGAAACAUGUCUUUAUGCAUAAGAAAUAAUGUCUGAAUGUUGAUAUCUUGUUCUAUAUAUUCAUUUUUAAAAUAGAUACGAUCUACAAGAAAAAGAAAGGGUAGAUAAAUGUCCCCCAUUCACAAACUUGAUGCUGUUUCUGAGUAAUUCAGUGCCCUGGCAGGGCCACCCCAGCCAGAAAUUCUCAACAUGCCCCUGCUAGUGUCAAAGUUUAUUUAUUGUGUAUUGUAUACUUAUUUCAUUUGAACUGAAAACAUGCUGCUGACAGAACACAGUUUUAUACAGUAUGUUAAGCUCAGAUAUCCAUCCGCCCAUCCCCCUACUAAGUUGAUCUGUCAGUUCAUAAACAUAUCAACACACCAGUUCAGCAUCAGCAAACUGACACAUUACAACUAUUGAGAUGAGAACAGAUUUCUUAUCAUCAGUACAUACUGUACAUAGAAUUUAUAUAUAUGUUUAUUUAUAUAUAUACAGUUUCAUGAUGGAGAUACAAAUCACAUCCAAUAAUGACAACAGAUCAGAGAUUCAUACAACAUCUGAAACAGCAGUGACCUUAAAAACAGAGGGUUACUGCAGUGGCAUUGUAGCUGUUAUUGCCCUCAUGUGUCAACAUUUUAAUGCGAUGUGUCAUUAUUACGGUGUUUUACCCAAUCCAAAUUAAAACCAUUACAUCUGUGCUGCUGUUCCUUGUACCAUAAUCGUUCAGUGAACCCUGCUCUUUUAAAUCUUGAUCGUUACUCUUAACAUUUUGAAGUCAUAUUUCUAAAAUCAUAUGCACCUCUUCUAAAGUCCUUUUCCCUUUUCAAUGAACAUGUGCUGCUUGAAAUGUUAAAAUCACCUCCACUCAUUGUUUGCAUUGUAUGUGCAUUGUAAUUGGACUGUUUUCACACUUAAUGACCUGUUACUAAAAUUCAACAUGCAUAAUUAGAUGACACUUCUCAACUCCAUGAGCAACUACUGUGGUAGCUGCGUUGUGUUAUCCUUCAGCAUUUGUAAAAAAAAAUAAUGCCCACAAUGAUUAAGUCAAUUUUUUUUUUCUUCAACACACAUUGAAUUUAUAACAAAAAUAAAUGAGUACUCGAAGUUACAGUUAGAUGGUCCACAGCUUUGACACACAAUAUUGCACCUAACUGUCCCUGUUAAGACAAUAAAGUGCAUGUACAUACAGUAUAUUUGAUUGGUACAUGGACAUUUCAUGUAUUAUUAGUAUGUUAAAAUUAAGAAAUAACUUUUUUUUUUUUAAGUAGAACAUUCACUUUGAUUUUACAGAGCACUGGUAACUUCAAAACAGAGCAAAUCCUGAGCUCACAGGUGGCUGCAGAGUAUGCAGCUUUGAUACUGGACUUUUUGAUAGCACUUUAUUUGACGCCUAUCUCUAUAAUGCAUUAUGAAUAUAUGUAUAUUGCAUUAUAAUCAUAUUAUAGCACUGUAUAACUAUAGUUACAACACUCAUAAAUGACCAUAAUGCUUUAUAGCAAAAAUCAUAACACAUUAUAAAGCAUUUUAUCAUGACUUACAAGGUCAGAUAUUAUAAUGUGCUAUAACUGUUAAUAACUUACUGACAAUGCCCACAUAGAUAAUGCAGUGCAACAGCUAUAGCACAUUAUAAUACCUGACCUUGUAAGUCAUGAUAAAAUGCUUUUUAAUGUGUUAUGAUUAUUGCUAUAAAGCAUUAUGAUCAUUUAUAAGUGUUUAUAACUAUAGUUAUUCAGUGCUAUAACGUGAUUAUAACGCAUUAUACAUAUAUUUAUAAUGUGUUAUAGAGAUAGGCGUCAAAGUGUUACCGACUUUUUCAUACUUAUUUAAGUAUUUACAAAAAUAUAAAUAUUUUCUGGUUAAUGAAUAACCUCACAAAAGAAGAAACAGUCUCGUAGCCUCCAAAAACAAUACUCACACAGCAGAAGAAAUGUAAAGUUUUAAAGUGAAACCAUUUCAUAGCAUUUACAUUACACAGAAUACACAGGAUGUUAAAUCAUUUGAAGAUGUCGUUGCUUAUGAUACCAUCAUCCCUGUCAAAAGUUUGUUCAUAGUGUGAGAUGUAUUUCUUUUUCUUUCCAAAUGUAGAGAAAGUGUUGUAGACAUCCAGCUCUCCUCUGGGAGCCAGCUUCAGGGUGCUGUAGUCAGACGGGGUGCCAGGUAUAUAGACAUUGUGCUGGUAAUCUGGAGGCUCAGAAUGAGGCUGAGUGUACUUUGGAACCCAUGAGUAGUUAGGAACUGCUCCCUCUUGAAGAGACAUCUUGCAGUCUAUAAAAAUGUGCAUAAAUUAGUGUUUGUAUCGGCAGAUAAUUCCUGCAAAGAGCUCAUAUUUACAUACAGUAUACUUGAUCUGAAUAAGGUGGCUUUAAAGGCAUCUUCUUAAAUUUUUCCAGCAAAAAAAGGCUAAACACUUCUUGCAGGGACUUAAGUAAUCCUCGUGUUGAUGUAUUAAAAUCCCCCUACAGUUUGUGGGCUGGGUAUUAUCUGCUUUCAGUUUACUGUUUUAUAAUUCAGGAUAAAUCCCCAGGCUCAGACAGAGGAGAGCCCCCGUGCCAUCGCCCACUUUCAAGUAUGUAAUAAAGAGCCAAAAUACAGAGUUACCACCUACCUUUCAUGUGGUUCCCCCACGUCCAGUACUGUGGAGCUACAGGGCAGGAAAAGCCAUCAGCGUCGUACUUUUGUUGACGAGACAGAGUACCCUCCAUGUUUGCCGUACUAUACCUGAAGAGACAGCACCGUAGAAGCAUGGUUGAGUGAUCGUGUUGUCAUGUAUGCAUAUUGUAAUUGGUUAAACUGUGCGCUCACCUCUUGUAGGCUGAGUUGCGUUGGUUCUUGGUCAAGGUCCAAUCCCUAUUUGAGUAUUUUAGCUGCACAGUUGAAACAGAAAAAAACUUAGUUAUAUCAGUUAUCAGUUAUAUCUGAAUAAAAAUGUAUAUGUAAAGGCUAUAUCAGGUUCAAAAAGUUUUACGGUUAAAGGCAACUUGGUUGUUGAUGGUUCAGAUUCAUGUCAAGAGUAUCUAACAAAGUCAAAUAUAAUUAAGAAAAGUUGGAUAACAAAAAGAACUUUUUAUUUAUUUUACCCUCCAAGGAAUAAACUGAUAUAUAAUUAUCUAAUUAUAUGCAUUUUUCACAUUGCCAGAUGAUAGAAAAGAUGUUAUCGUCUCAUAAAGAUGGAGCAAAAUUAACUCUCCAAACCAGUUAGUAGCUAAUCUGCUUAUGUAGCUAAUUUGAGGUUGGAUAUAUGGAAGUACUGACACUGUUGACUACAGCAAGAUCAAAAGACAGCUUCAAGUCUGUGAUAAAAAUAUGCAUCUCUUUUAUCUCUGCAACACCUUUUAUGCGGGUGUCAUGCACCUUGACACACUGUGGUAAUUUACCCAGACUGCAGGGUAUGCUGUCAUAACAUGUGGGUUGUUGGAGGCUAUAUAUUCUAAUGGAUUUCUUGCAUAAAUCCUUGCAGAGUAGGCAUACAUUUUAUGCUAUUUUUAACCCCUAGAUAACAUUCAAGGCUUUAAGUAUAGCCUAGCUGUACUUAUUUAUAAAGACUGUUGACUUGAUUAUAUUCCAAACAUGGAUAUAGUCUAAGUGACUUCACUAAGUGGUUUCUGAGGAGGUUUUAUACUGGGGGGUGUCCAGACAGGUGUCCAAAGGGUGACACCACAAAACCUGAAAUUAAUAUUGUCCAUUUGUCUCUUCACAAGUGGGACUUAGGUUGAAAUGUAGAGUGGUUUUAUAAAAAAAAUGCACAUCUAUUUCACAAGACAAGUCUAAGAGAAAAACCAGUGCAUUAAAAAUGCCAAAGUAAUCUUCUGCAUCCUGCUGAACUAUCAAAUUAAAUCUUGAUUGAAUUUAUUUACUAUAUCUAAGUAUGGAACCAUGCAGUUAAAUGUAUGCUACAGGAAGUGUGCAGGAGUUUGCUUAAGACUGUGAACAUGGACAAACACUCCCUGUCUUAAAACCAUGCUCAUGCUGCCCUUUUGAUAUGGAAAAAAAGUUUUGGAGAAAGAAAGGUCAAGGAAAUGUCAUUCAUUGAAACAGAUGUUCUGAUUCCCUUAUACAAAUCAGUGCUUCAAUUGAGCCACAAAUAUUUGGCUUUUGAAGACUACUAAUGGGGCAUGCCAUAUUGGGAAUGCUGACUUUGACUCAGUCCAAGCACAAGCAAUGAGGCAGACCUGAGUCAGGCCUUUACUCCAUGCAAACAGCAACACUGUACCUACUUAUCAGUCAAUUUAGCUGCACCCCUAAUUUAUACAAAACCCUUAAUACCCUUAAAAUGUAUGAGUGAUGAAAAAAACACGUGUAAAAAUAAAGAAUUGAGCUAUGCAGACCAAAAUUAAUUACUUUGCAUCAGACUUUAAAUGUGUUUGAUUUUGCUCUAGAACUGAACAUUUUUAGCAUGGUGUCAAUGGGGAAUCCUUGGCUUUUGAAGCUGUCCUGAAGCGAACACUCGGGUGCAGUUUUGGAUUAACAGAAUUUUUCAGCACUAGAAGAUGCGUCUUGUAAUGAACUUACUUUCAUUUAAACACUUUUGAACACAAUUUAAAGUUCUUUUGAGGAACUUUUUGGUUUGACUUAGGUGCUCCUGUGGACAGUGGCAGUUUCAUAACUGUCUUGACUUCGUACACAAGUAAGAAGUGUUUUUUAGAUGAAGUGAAGUCAGAUUAACAUUUGUUGUGAAUACUAGCUAGUAAAAUUAUUAAAAAGGACAUUUCUUCAGUAUGCUGUAGAUAAUCUGUGGUUACAAACCUUUAACAAUACUUAGAUUAUCAUUCCAUUCGCUGGCAUUUGUAGUUUUAAACCAGUGAAAACCUCCUCACAGGAGCUUUAAUAAAAGUUAAGAGCGUCCUUUAGUGUGUCAGAUUCAUUGUAAUUUGCCCCUGCAGUCAACCAGGCUGUCAUGUCUGAUUAAUGUGAGACAGAGGGAUGACUAGUGCUCUAGUUUUGGUAUAAGUGGGAGACUUAAGUGAUAUGAUGAGAGAAAGAACCCCCUAAUAUCUUUUUUAUUUGGGAAUAUAUGUUUGGGUAUAUUUCAGUGGGCCAUAUUACCUCAUUUGGGGUCGUUGCUCUGUUGUUGGCCAGCUCAUUCCGGUCCAGCGCGCUCCAGCCAGAGGUCAGAUAAUCUGUGCUCUUGGCAUUAUUCUGCUGUACUGACAUCACCGGGCUGCAGGGUUUGAGGAACAUGAAGUCACUUUUGGACGAUUCCGGGGUCAGACACAUUUUAUAGCAGUAGACCUGCGGGACUGCACCAUUGCUGGUUGCCUCUGCACAGACGGGCGCGCCUGCGGACAUCCGGACGUUUAGAUUCGACUUUUUGAACACUUCUGUUGUGGUGGAUGCUUCUGAGCGCGUGCAGGAGCUACCACAGCAGCACGCGCCGAUGGAGGGAAAGUUGGACUCUCUGUUGGACGGUCUGCCCUUCAGUCUGCGCACUGUAACAAGGACGAUUAUGGCCACCAGAAACGUGAAGGAGAUUGCGCCCAGAGACACGAUUAAGUAGAGGGUGAAGUUGGAGCUGUGAUGCGGGCUUAGUGACAGGUCACCCAGAUCGGGCUGUAGAUCUGGCAGGCUGUCAACCACUGACAGGAUGAUGGAAACUGUGGCCGAGAGGGGCGGCUGACCAUUGUCCUUCACGAGAAUGACCAGUCUAUGCCUCGUGGGGUCUUUCUCCACCAACUGGCGGAUUGUCCUGAUUUCCCCCGUGUACAGGGCCACGCUGAACAAGCUCGGAUCAGUUGCUUGGAGCAUCUGAUAAAAGAGACGCGAGUUCUGACCCGCGUCUGCGUCCACUGCGCUGAUUUUGGUGACAAGGUGACCGGCAUCUGCAGAUCGGGGCAAUGCUUCGAUUGGUGCCGUGCCAUUUUUCGUGACUGGUGACACGAUGAUAGGUGCAUUAUCGUUCUGAUCCAGAAUGAAGAUAUUCACUGUAACAUUGCUGAUCAGAGGUGGAAAACCGGCGUCUUGCGCCUGAACUGUGAUCUGAAAGUUUUUAAGUUGCUCAUGGUCAAACGACCGCAGUGCGUAAAUGUUCCCAUUAUCCGAGUUGAUGGACACGUAUGUAGACAUGGCCAUACCUUGAAUGUCCGCGUCCAUUAUAGAGUAAGAGAGGUACGCGUUUUGUCCAGAAUCUGGAUCCUGCGCAGUCACAGAGCAGAUGGAUGCACCCGGCGCGUUAUUCUCAGUCAGAUACACAGUAUAUGAGGGCUGCUUGAAACGAGGCGCGUUAUCAUUAACAUCAGACACUUGGACUAGAAUAGUUUUCCGCGUGAAUAAAGGUGGGGAGCCCAUAUCCCUGGCAGUGAGGGUGAUGUUAUACUCGGCGACUGCCUCUCUGUCCAGAAAAUCAGAAGUUACUAAUGUGUAAUAGUUCUUAAAAGAUGAGUGGAGCUGAAAUGGGACGUGAUGGGGGAUCUCACAGUCCACAUUUCCAUUCUCACCUGAGUCUUUGUCCAUGACGCUGAUGACAGCAAUCACUGUCCCAGGGGGCGCGUCCUCCUGUACAGGUGUGGACACGGAUGUGAGGAUCACCUCUGGGAGGUUGUCAUUUUUAUCCAAAACAUUUACGAGGACUUUACAGUGAACUGCCACGGCUGAUGGGCCUUUGUCUUUAGCCUGGACAUAUAUUUCAUGCAUCCUCGCUUUUUCAUAAUCUAUCACGCCUUUUACUUUGAUUUCCCCGGUGCGCGCGUCAACGGUGAAGAGCUGGCGCACUUUGAGGGGAGCGUGGCCGCUGAAUGAGUAGGUUAUGUCAGCAUUGGGACCCUCAUCUAGAUCGGACGCAUUAAGUUUUAUGACAACUGUACCCUUUGGUGCGUUUUCGGCGAGUCUCACCCUGUAAAAAGACUGAUCAAACACAGGUGCGUUGUCAUUUGCAUCCAAAACGGUGAUAUCAAUUUGCGCAGUGCCGGAUCUCUCCGGCGCGCCCCCAUCCACCGCAGUUAGGACCAUUUGAUGCGCACUUUGCUGCUCCCUGUCCAGUGGGCUUUGCAGGACUAGCUCUGCAAAUUUACUGCCAUCACUGCGAGUCUGUAUAUCCAAGAGAAAAUGCUCAUUUACGCUCAGCAAAUAGGUGCGCAACGAGUUGGAACCGACAUCCAAAUCCUGUGCGCUCUCAAGUGGGAAACGGGAUCCUGGCACUGCCGACUCUGAUAUGUCCAGAUUGAACUCAGUCCAUGGAAAGCUGGGAGAGUUAUCAUUAACGUCCAAGAUUUCCAUCUCCACCCUGUAAAGCUCCAGAGGGUUUUCUAUGACCACUUGCAGGUGAAAGGAACAGGACAAACUCUGCUCGCAUAGUUCUUCACGGUCAAUUCUUUCAUUGACAAACAAAACUCCGUUUUCCAAAUUCACCUCCACAUACUGCUUCCUGGCGCCUGAGACUAUCCGGAAUCUGCGCGCUGAGAGCUUGUUCAGAUCCAAGCCCAGGUCCUCUGCAAUAUUGCCAAUAAAAGCUCCAUGCUCCAACUCCUCAGGGAUGGAGUACCGAAUCUGUCCCCAGGCUGCAUCCAAGACCCAAGUGAGCAACGCUAAACGGCACACGGCGUGCCAUUUCCCAAACACUCUCUUCUCCGCGCCUGGUGUGUCCAUCUGUGGGCUGAAGUAAAGCCGCAUCUCACUCCCAAGUCUCAGUCUGAAGUGUGCUCAUUCGAGAGGAAAUGUGCAAAAUACAGUCUGGUAUAAACUUGACAUUGGCGGGACUGGCACAGCGUCUGUCUGCCUGAGAGAAAGAGAGGAGAGAGAAAGGGAUGCGCAAGGGCUACUCGCCUAUCUCAGAUUAGUGUGCGCUUUGUGUGUCUGUGUGUGCGUUUGUUUAUUAUUGGCCCUACUGUUCCAAUAGGAGGGAAACGACAUCUGCUCGGAUAAUCUUUCCUGCCUACUAGCCUGAUCAAAUUCAUGUCACAGUCUCCAGGCUCUGACCGCGGGUCAAACACUUGAUUCAAUUUCUUAUAAGACUGUUUCAUCAUUUUGAAGAGAUACAGUUUAGCAUAAUCGGAUCUAAACCAAUCUUCCUGCAGCAAAUUUACUGUGACUCACAUAACUUGUUAAAAGUGACAGUUUUGGUUUCUUUAGCUGCAUUAAUUCUCGAAGGAUUUUUUUAAUUUUAUUUUAUUUUAAAUGCAAAAUUCUCAUCACAGCACAGCACUGUAAAAGAAGUUGAAAUUGUGGCUUCAGAGAUUUUGGGUUUACUGAUUAAAUAAGAAACUUUUAAGGACACCAUUGCUGCCACCCUGAACCCGAACGGCUAAAUAAUAUAAAUAACAUCACUGUGAAGAUACAAUAUUUUAUUUUUUAGUUGUUUUGUCGAAAAAGGAAGAAAAGGAAGAAAGUAAGACCAUCUUACAAGACUCUUCUUCAUAAAAAAAGGCGUAAAAGCAAUCUCUCAAAAGACUAAAGCGACUGUCAUUUCUAAACAAAUGAAAAAUACACACCCUUUUUUUAUAGCAGAAGUUAAUACUUCUUCUAUACAAUGGCUCUAAGGAGUUUUUUUUUUCUUUUUUUGGGUUACUCAGUAUUGGUUUGAUGUCUGCAAGUUGAAAAAUUGGGCUCAGGAAGCAGCUCAUAUUCCCAGUUGUCAUUGCAGAACCCUGGCAGCAAUUCCUCUUGUUUAAAACAGAUUUUUUUUUCUUUCCCCAGCAUAUUUCAGCGCAUUAAUACUCAAACAGAGCAGUUGUAUCUGUUUACUAUCUACCUCAAUGUAUGCUCCACCCGAUUGCUCUAAAAAACCCAGUUCCCCUGGUUAAAAACUGAAAACACAAUCUGUCUGCAGGAAUGAAGCUGCAGCAGAUGGUGAGGUUUUCCACGGGCUCAUGCUCUUUUUAAUUAAUGGAAUGGAGAUUAGAGGGCAUUUUCCCUGGAUCAUUAGUGAACAGAGGAAUUAAGACAUUUUGUGAGGAAUAAUCCCAGGGCUAUCCAUGUGAUGCACAUGUGGUUUUCUCUCUGUGGUCAUACUGACCUGCUUUUCACAGCCUAAGUGCAUGGCAUCACUUACUCAUUGCAGAGACUAAGUAGCUGGGAUAAGGGGACACAACCACCACAUUUAGGGAUCAAAAAUACAAAAGAGAUUAUCUCUCAUGUCCCUGUCUCCCUCGCACACACAAUCUCUCCCACUCGUCCCUCUCUCCCUCCCUCUUGUUUCACUCAAGGGCAAAAGUAGAAUAUCAAUCCCUUUGUCUUUAACUACUUUCCAGCUUUAAACUGUGGGAUUAGAGUAGGUUAGCCUAUAUUCUGCAGCUUUUAACACUUAAGCGGUUUUAGUUGCAUGGAAACUAUGUUGUGCGUUCCGCCUAAAUGGAAAAAUGUCUCUCAUGUAACAUGUUCUGAGUGCAACUAAUUAUUUCUGAAUUCUACUUAACCUCCUGAGAAACAUUACAGAUGCUGUACACCACCUGGUAUAAGAGCCAACAGCAAAUUGACCGUGAGGACUUCUUACACGAUGAUUGACUGCUGUGGUUAUGAGUGGAAAUUCAACCAUCUACGCUCCUGUUAGCUUUGACACACAUUACAAAUAUAACAGCCGUGCAAUGGGAAUAAGGUGCUAAACAGAGACAUGAAAUAAUGCAGGAACUGCUGCACACAACUGCAUAGUUUUAGUGUGCUUAACAGAAAGGUUAUAGCUAUAUCGUCCUAUAGUGUGAGAAUUUUAUGCAUAAAUUCAAAUGUUGGUCGGUCAGGAAGAAAGUGUGGGUGUGAGUUUAUCGAGUGCACUCAACAGAACAAAUAAUAUUACCAAAGUAGAGGAUUCUGGCUCCAAUUCCAUCUGUAAACAUAGUUUUUCAUUAAUAAAUUAAGCAAUUCAAUAGUCUGCAAAAAUCCAUUUGGAUAUUGCUUCAUGCGCAUGGUUGAUUGUGUUUAUUAUUAAAGACUUUGUUGCACCACGAAAAAUGUUGUUCUCUCCUUCUCUCUGGGAUCAGAAAAUUAGAUAGUGAAGAAAUUAAAGGAGAUGGAAUCAAAGUCCCCUCUUUUCAUUUGAGUGCGAUUCAAAUGGUUUGACAGUCAGUAUUUUGAUAUUAUCCUAGCAGUACUGUGCUCCCAGGUAACAACAUGCAUCUACCUCCAGUCCAUGUACACUGAAUAAGGAGCUUUUAUAGAUAUGUAGGAUUUACUCCUCUACUCGGGUCCUACAAAUUCAGGGGCACAAUAGCUUUCUUGAAAUCAUAUUAAGGCAGGCUCAGUGAGGUUAUUCUGAAACUCAACAUGAAUGUCAGAGAAAAGAGUGAAAGCUCUGAAAGCCUCUGAAAUCAUCAACACUAAAUUCUUGCCCAGGCAACCCACAAUCCCUGAAAAGUGAGAGGGCAGAGCCAGAAAAAGCUGUUUUUUUGCUCCUUUUUCCCACUUCAUGUGUGCACAAGGCAAUCACCACUUCACUGAACAGUGACAUUAUGACACCUUGUUGCCAUGGCACCAAGUGUAAACAGCGGAUCCAUGCAUGCAGGGAGCUGAAAGUGACUUGUUUAGAUGUUUUUUUGGCACAUGAGUCCCUCAUUCAAAUAAAAAGCGGCACCAAAACCACAUUUUAAUCGCUUAAUGAUGUCCUCUUUAUGAAAAGGUGCAUGAGCUGGAGUUAAGGGUUUUAUUUGUUACCUUUCUCCACAACCUUGAAGGUUUUAGUAGAAAAUGUUCCUUCAGCAUAACACUUGUUUUGCCAUUAAGCUGGUCUACUUAAUCCAUCAGCAAAACCUCCACAAAAUCAACUGUUUAUCAUGUUAAACUUUCACAUCUUUAUGAGGCAGUUCAUCAUAUUCAGUCCAAACGCUGGUUACUUCUGCAAAGAUCCCAUCGGAUAAAUGGCUGCAAUGAGCACUAUUUUGCAAAUGAGGAAGAAAAUGUCUCAGACUCGGAGAUUACAGAGCAAUUCAGGUCACCGCCGGAUGCAGAGAGGCUAAACAAUUACCCCACCAAGCAGAUGUCUCCAAGCUACAACACAGCAACACCACGCAUCAAUAGAGAGACUGCUCAGUCUGCGUAACAUGGACUUGUUCCCCAAGAGGAUGCAGUGUUAGACAGCCAAUUUGAGAGCCUUCUCCUCUGUUGCUAUGAUCAUUAGUUUAGGAGAAGGAGAAGGAGAGGCAGACUGCAGGCAGGAGAGGAGUUUGACCUGCUCAUUUGACCUAUCAUAAGGCUUGGUGUUUGCAUUGUAAGGCUUUCAGCUCUCCUCAGUGUUGCAGUUUUAAGCAAUAAUCACAGAUGUUUCUCCUUUGCUUGCUUAUUCUGAAAGCGUUUUUUUCUUUUUUUUAAUAAUUGAAAAAUCUUUUUAUUUUUGUUUAUGAACUUCUUACUUCAUCAUUAAAAACCUGAGAUGAAAGCUUUAAAGACAAUCACACAGAAUUUAACUCAAUAGCAAAGUCUGUGCUCAGAGGGAGAGCUCAGUCUAUCUUACACUUGCAAGUAGCACAAACUGAAGUCAUAUGCAGUUCCAAUUUUGUAUGAUAUACUAAAUUUUUUAGUAUAUUGUCUUGCCAGCUAAAACAGACCAUCUGGACAGUACUCUGAUGUGACAGUUGGGCCUUUAAAUCAGAGCUGCUGAUUCACAAUCUUUUUGUAGCAUAUGCAACUUUUCUUCAGAGUCCUUGCAGCUUGCAGAGGCUGCAGGACACUCUCAUUUGGAUUCAGACAUGACAGCACCAACAACUAAUUAAUGUUUACAACUUAAAAAUAAAUCAUCUACAUAUUUUUUUUAAAAACAGAUGCCGAUUUAGUUUGAUCAGUUAUCAAAAACCCCAGAAUAACUUCAAAAUCUUAAAAACAAAGGAAAAAAUCAAUCUAACAUGAUUGAAAACCUGAAAUGAACAUUUUUUUUUUGACAUGAUGCUUGAAAAAUAACAUUAUUGCCUCUUAAAACUGUAAUUAGUUCCUGUCAGUUGACAAACAGUGUCUGCAUUAAAUUCACCACUUGUCUGGGAAGCCUUUGUUUUAAGGCUUUGCACACCCACAGCAAGCCCACUGCGGUGAUUUAAGUGUUUUGGCUGAUUAGACCAUUUAUCAGGACUGACUGCUCUUGUACAGACAGUCUUCAUCCACACCCUACUCACUCUCCUGUUAUUGUUGUUGUUGCACCUUUUGUGUGGGACAAGUUACACCUCUAUCACACAUGAGGUUGUGUGACAUCGAGUUAAUUACACCCACAUUAAACGUGAGCAGAGGUCUGAUCAGCCAGAGAAACCCCAUGUGUUUGCGGACAAGAGCUGAAAGUUACAGAAGCAACAGACUAUUUUCACCAAUGUCAUUUCUUUCCUUGUCUCAGCAUGAAAAUAAAUAUCAUUUCAAAAUAUAAAAUUAGCAGUAUAUAAAUUCUAUCAAGCUGCUGCAUUAAGGGAUCAUUAGUUAUGUUAAAUGUCACUGUUAUACUGUCAUAGCUUACAGAGCCAUCAUUAUAGUUAUUAGUCACACCGGGGCUUUCUUCCACUCCUACAAUUCAGUAUAUUCUCUGGCAGACAGCCUUUAAUUCAAUGUAACAGCAUUACAUUAUACUGUACAAGAAAAGAAUCUAUGUUUGAGUUUGUAAUCACCUGAACUAAAUAUUAAAAAUUAAGAUUGAAAGAGAGUCAUUGCACAAAAUUACAAAUUGUAUUAUCAAAAUCAAAUGUAUGGAUUAUCUCUUACACUUGGUGAAGCUACUGCUGUGUUUAAUGUUGAGAUAGCAAUGCAGUUUAUUUUGUUUGUGACUGUUGAGCUACAAUAAACUACAAAUUAAACUGAUUGUAAAAUUAUGUUUGCAGGCUACGUUAAGUAGUAGAGUCACAUUCCUCUUUAUUUAAAGAUUUAUUUUGAAGCUUUUUGUCUCUAUUUGGAGAAGACAGCACACUGGACAGUACAGAAAACAGGGUGAGAAACCAGGGAGUGACAUGCAGGAAAGGAGCCACAGGCUGGAGGUGAACCUAGUCCAAAUUGCUUGAGGCAGAGCCUUCGUAUGUGGGGCACGCAGAGACCACCAGGCCAGCUGCUCUCAAGGCCUUGUUACAUCUAAAGAGGGUUUAGCUACCAUAUUGGUGGCAUACUUUUUUACUGUUUUUUUAUUAGACAAUAUAAAACUAUCUGUCCCUCUUUGGUUUUUCAAUCAAUCUUUAUAUAGUGCGAAUUUACAUCAAAGACUUGUACACAAAGAGCAGGUCUGGACCAUACUCUCUGUUUUGUAAAGCCCACCCUCCAGGCUGGUUUAACCUCAUCUUAAUCCAUCAAGAGUAGAGGACUUUGCAGUAUUCAGUAAGCUACAGCAGCAAGGAAAAACUUCUUCUCAAUAGGUAGAGUCCUUGAGCAGGACCAGGAUUAUUUAAGACAGUCAUUUGCUGCAACUAUGUUUCGAUUGGACUUUACAUCUACUGUUACAGCAAGUAAUUAAAAGCAAUAGAUCCCUUUGACUAAUUGCUCUAAAAAUUUAUAGCUGUUAAAUUUACCACAAAAUAUUGUCGUUUUCUUCCGCUUCAUCUGGGUCCGGGUCGCAGGGACAGCAGCUUCAGGAGGGAAGCCCAGACGGCCCUCACCCCAGCCACUUCCUCGCUCCCAGGCCAGGCGAGAGAUAUAAUCCCUCCACUUGGUCCUGGGCCGGCCAUAAGGUCUCCUCCCGGUGGGACAUGUCUGGAACACCUCUAACAGGAGGCGUCCGGAAGGCAUCCUAACCAGAUGCCUGAGCCACCUCAGCUGACUCCUCUCGACAUGGAGGAGCAGCGGUUCUAUUCUGAGCGCCUCCCGAGCCACAAAAUUUUGAUAGAGGCUAAAAGUCUGUGCUAACAUGGCACAGAGGUGUAGCAGUGGUAGGUUUUCGCCAUGGCCACUUAGGACAUCUGAUUGGCCUCCCUAGUAGCCACCCUGAAUCCUAAAUAAUAAUUGGCUAUUUUGAAAAAAAAAAAAAAAAUUGAGGGCUACCCAUAUUAAAAUGAUUUUUUUGGUUUGUGAUUCAAUAGGCUCCUGGAAGUUUAUUUGUGUUUCUGUGUGGAGCAUUUUAUUUUGUUGGUAAAUAAAGACUUUGGCAAACAAAGCAAAAUAUAAAUGAAUUUAAAAAACUAUAUAUAUUUUUUUACUACAUUUUUAAAAAUUUUCUUUUGUAUGUUAAAGAAAACUUGAUUAGUGGAGAUAACCCUCCAAAAUCUUGGUAACCUUUCCAAUACUUGCUGUGUCUGGCCACCCCUACAAGAGUCUGUGUCCCAGUUUGGCCACCUCAGUCAGAAAACUCUUGCUCCGCCCCUGCAAAUCUUGACCCAACUUUACCCUGUAACUCAUCACUGCUUCCUCUUGUAAUUCUAACAAUUUUGCUAUCUACACCUCUUGUAUGAAUUUAUGUGAAACUUUGCUGUAAUCUUUGUAUAUUCAUGACUUGUGAGCAAUGCUGCAGGUGUCUCCAGACGGGAUAGCUGCGCUCAGCAUGCGUCUUUAACUGAAGCCACGCCUCUUUACGCAAAUUUGUAGUCGUCGAGAGGCUACCUGCACGUGAGUGAACACUUAGCCUAGUUCAAACAAAAUUAGCCUGAGUCGUAAAUGGUCGCCAAAUAUGACAAUUUCAAACCAGAAAUUUGAAGUCAAGAUGCAACUGUACCUGAGGACGAUGUUAGGACGAGGACAUGCGUCGAAAAUCUCAAGGAAAAUGUGCCAACUUGCUCGAAUCAGGUGAGGAUACACACCUGAGGCAGAGCAGUAGAUUAAAAUGUUUUAAUCUACUGCUCUGACCUGAGGUUGACUCUCUCCACGCGUUUGUUUCUGCGUCUUCACCAAACUCAUGUCAGUCAGCGAGGAAGUUUGACAAACCAGGCCAACUAUCUUUUUAGUGAGGACAGAAACUGCCUGUAAACAUUCUCUAAAGUCGUCACUGUCACCAUGUUUCAGCAGCAGCAGCUGUUUCCAUCUUUGAUUUGUAACUCACUCAAAAUGUCUCAUUCAUAAUCUGCGUCAUACUUUGUGAGAACAUUGACCAUCAUUUCUCCACAUUUGCAGUGAAAUUGGACCACUCAAACAUGGAAGAUCAGUUUUACACUCCUGCCUGGAGACAGACCCUACCCUCAGGUGAACCCCAGACUGGAGGGAUAAUAAGAUAUUAUCAGGAGACUUCCCACAAUGACAGUGUGACUGUCACAUAUGAUAAUGGUGAGCAGCUCUUUACCUUUUGUACGUGCUUGUAUUUCUGUCCUUCUGGCGGGCUUUAUAGUGCUUGACAUUGUGGCUGUCCGUGGUGUGAGAUGUUGAACGCUGUGUUCAGUGUUAGUUCUUGAUUCUUGUAUUCUGCUGUAGUUUCAUUGCCCUUCAAAGAGGAGCGGUCUCGUUAUUCCUCCUUGUUCAACAGCCUUAAAUAUUGCAUAUAAAUCUUGGUGAAACUUUUAUCACUUACCCUUUGUGAAUUUCAUUCAGGCCCCACUUUAAUAGAUACGUCCAGGAUAACCCAUUGCAGCCUGGCUCAGCAGCCAUCAAAAUUAUAUACUUUACUAAAAUAAAAAGUAUUUAGGGUACCUUUAGUGAUAUAAAUGAGGUUGGUCAAAAUAUAAAAAAGCACUUAACAGUAAAGAGAGAUAUGAUUCAACAGCUCCAUUAAGAAGAUUCUGAAAUGUCCACACAGUUAAUGAAACCUCCCUAAAGUUUGACUGCACACUGAAUAUUAUAACUUUAACUGUCAUAUUUAUGGCAGAGCCAGUUUUAUUAGACUUCAUACACUUUACUUUGGUGUUUGUAAUAAACCAAGAACUGAAUGCAAAUAUUAUACAAGCUCUGGCUCAGACAGUGGGAAGGGCGCCCCUUACUGUAAGUAUUGAAAACUGGCUUUGAGUUUUGAUGCUGAUUGUUCAUUUCUCAGGAUCAGCAAAGUUAGCACAUGAUAUUUUAUUUACUUAAUUAUUACUUCUGUAUUGAUAAAUGUACUUGCCUGGUUGCUGCUUCUCCUUGUAUUCUCCAUCAACUAUAAUCAUGUCAGUUUGUGCACUCUUUGUAUUGGAUUAUAAUUUACUGGCAAUUAUCAAUCAACCUCUUCUAGCUGAGUUUUGUUUCUUAAGUGUCAUUAUCUCUGCAGCAUUAUAGCUUUCAGGCUUCUGAUUUAAGACUUUUCCACCUGGACUUGCCUCUUACUGCUGGUGCCUCAUAGUUAAUGAACGAGACCCUGACAGUCAACUUGGAGAAUUGUCUGCUAGAACUGCUGACAGAAAGAAAGAAAGGCAUACAUAUCUAUUUAUGAAACAAAUCACAUGCAGUACACUAAUCAAGGAGUAUGAUAGUCAUUAUAAAGUACAUUUAAACCCAGUGGAUAUUGAUUAUAGACUCUAACAAAAGAGAUCUUGGAUUGUUUUAAGGGUAGGCUAUUCACACAAACAAAAAUUAAAAAAACAAGUUAUUUACAUUUGAAUUGAUAUGCUGUUGGUAUCAUAGAAGUUUUGGAUAACAAUAAAGCUCCAACAAGUAAUGCUGCGUUCAAGUUACCUCGGAAGUCAGAUUUCCGAGAUGGUUAUGACAUCACACCCAAGUUACCACCGUUUCAGUCACCAAGUUGGAAAAAAGCAAAAUCGGAGGUGGGAACAAGAUACUGCAGAAGGACCGCAUAUUUAUCCAGAAGUUGCUUAUAUUAGGACAAGGCAAACGCUAAAAUAACUUUCGUAGAUGUAGCCAUCUCGUUUCCGCCUCCCAGUGCUGACAUCUGACGUCCGAGGUACCUCGAACGCAGCAUAAUUCAUAAACAAAUUUAUCAGUGAAUAUCAAAAUAAUCAUCUGCUGUAUUAUGAAUGUAUUAAAUAGUUAAAUGUUAAUGUAAAAGACAUAAGAGGCAAUGUAAAGAUGUCUGUUUGGGUUUCUUUCAAACUCUUUUGACAUUUAAUAGACUAAAAUGUGUCUAUAUUAAUCCAAAACUACCGGUAUGUCAGUAAACAAAAACAAGAAAAAUACUCCUAACCUUUUGGUUACUUAUAUUGUUAUUUAUAAGGUAUAUCUUUGCAGUGUUAGGGUAUUACACAGAUACUCCAAGGGUCUAAAACUAAUAGUUAAUAUGCAUGUCUUACGACUCGUGAGACAAACGGAUGAAAAAAAAAAAAGAGUAAAACAUCCCUGCAUUGUACUCCAUGUUUGCCCAUCUAUCUUGAGCAGAGCCUCGGAUAACUUAUCUAAAAUGAUCUCCAAAACAAUGUGUUUUGACCCCUGCUAACAUCAAUGUAUCACUUAGCACAGGGGUGAUAAGAGAAAAAACACCUGUGGGCUUUGAAGAAAAUUACAUUUCGUAAGAUCAGAUGCUCUUGCUGUGAUAAAAAUGCUGUAUUCAUAUUCCGCAGAAUAACAAGCUGAUAAACCCUGUCGUAAAAACAUUACAAGAGUAGUUCAUGCUGAAGUUUGCAGGAAAGCUUGGCAAUAAAAAAUCACGCUAGGCUGUAUACACACUGCAUGUUUAUUGCAAAUCAAACAAGAGAUAGUACAUAAAAAUGUAAAAAAAGAAAAAAAAUGCUGCAAUACACGUCAAAAAUCACAUCGAGAACUCUAUUACAGGUUUUAUUACUCUAAUUACCCCCACACUGCUUGUGCUAUAUUUUAAUCCAUAUAUUCAUUUAAUAAAAAAGCAGAGGAGAAUUCAUUUGUUGUGCUUAAUUAAUUGCAUCAGAACUCCUUCUUAUGAUGUUCUGUUAGACAAUAGGAGGUGCACAUGUAAUUUUGGCCCUGUUUUGUGUUGGUGCAACACAAGCAGAGCUCUGUUUCGGGUAUUUUCCUGAUCUUAAAAUUUGCGUUUCCCAGCUGAGGAGCUGCAACAAAUUGGAGCCUCAUUCAAUUAAGCCAGUGCAAAACAACUUUUUUUUUUGUUAUUUUGGGUAGAAGUGGGUCUUAGACUGAGCUCUGAGAAUAGUCUGUCUGCCACUCUGCUGCUAAUCUGAUGAUUUUGUAAACAGCUGCAAACAACAUGGGAUCAAUUACACAGUUCUUCCUUUAAUGUAAAUAAAUCAAUUUAUACAAUCCCCAGCCUGUGGUUGAGUUUAAAUCACCAGAAAACUAAAUCUGACGUGGCUAAAACACAAACAAAGCUAAAUCAAUCUACAAUGACCCAAAAUGAAUGUGAGUGCUUCUUACAGUAUCUGUUGUCCACAGCUGCUUCAUACCGUGAAAAGCUUAUCCUUAAAUUCCCUAAAUCCCUGCAGCCAUCUGAAGACAGCAGGACAGAUAUUAUGAUAAAUCUACAGCCUUGCACCAGAGCACAGAGCCAUUAUGCACUAUAGGCCACAAUGUUUUAUUUUAAAUUACAUACAAAUGACACCAGGCCACUACAAAAUAUCCACACAAACCACACAACAGACGUGGCUGUUAUAUCUCACUAAUCCGGACUACCACAGCUUAUUCAUUUUGUACGUUACAGCCUUUUUUCAAACAUUUUCCACACAAAAUCAACUUACUUUUUUUUCUGAUUGUACUGCACAUCACAGAGACGCCGCUGUAAUAUAUGAUACAUUUCAACAUAUGAUAUAAUGAUGUAGGUGAGACUAUAGAAGAACUAUGGCACAGAUAGCUUUCAAAUGAUACAAUCUGGCUUGCCCAAACAUUUUUUUUUUAUGUCAUCACACUCACUAACUGAUGAAAAAAUACACCAUCUGCCUCCGGCUGCAAAUUGCUGUGUGUCUACAUAGUGCAGCUUUGCACCAUCCAGACAACAAUAUGAUAUCCUGCAGAAACAGUUUUUUUUGUUAUUUAAUUGUUAUGUAUUCCUGUGAUUGGCACAGCUGUUUUUGAGCAGUGAGGCUGGUGUUGUGACUGGCGAGAAGCAUUUUAAUCACCACAUGCCCAUGUGUUUUUUUUUCCACCCAGCUCUUUUGCACUUUGCCCCACUGCACUGACACUAACAGAAACAGCAACUGUGCCUAAACAUGCUCAUGCCCACACAGUCUGAGGACUUAAAGCCCACUGUUGCAUUAAUGUGUUUGAAAGAGAAAUGUGAGUAGAUGACCUGCCAUUACUGAACAAUACUAACUGAUGCGGUCAUUACCUUGCUGCCCAGUGAAUGACUGUUGUGUAUGUUUUGAAAAACACAGAGAGCAGCAGAUCAGUGUAGAAAUUGUUAAUGUAGCCGAUAUGUACUACGAGAGUUGUAAUUUGUUGUUACAACAAAAAAAUGUUUAGUUUGGUGAGGUAUUGUAUCUGUUCAGAUUCAGCACAGAAAACAAAUACAACAAAUAUGAUGGAUUUUCCUUUAUUAGGAACUUAAACUUUUAAACAUGGUCUUAAGUGCAGCAGCAGUUUAAGUAUAUAGGCCGACCUGGAUUUAUUUUUUAUAACAUUUUAAAUGAAACUGAAUAAGAAAAUCAGUAUUUAAAAAAAAUGAAAAAGAAUCAAAAUUAGAUUAAUGCGGAGUGUGAAACUAACCCUCACCAAGGUUCUCAGUUUGGCGAAUAGAGUUCAAAUGGACUUCACUCAGAAUAGGUUAGGUUAAUGAAACAGUCACCCACAUUUAAUAACUGAGUUUUCACCACUUUUUGGUCAAAAGCAGGUCCUCAUUCUCCUGCUCCCCUGCUGUUCGAAUGUUGGAGCUUUACAGGGUUGAGCUAACACACAAAUUUAUGCAUACGAACGCACACACUCACCUGCUUAGUACAUUGGAUGUAAGCUACUCCACUCACAGAAACAUGCCGCCUGAUACUUGGGAUUGAGACUUCUUGACUUCUCUGAGUCACUGUCCUGAAACAGAUGUUUUAGUUGCCUACACAUGCUUUGUGAGUGGUGUGCUUCCUCUUUUACCAGUCCAUGUGGGAUUGCUGGAUUUAAAUUACUUCCAAUUUUGGGUGUAAUCAGAUCAGCACUUGACUGUGAAUUAAAAAUGACCAACUCAAACAGUUUGGUACAAAUCUUUGUACCUUUACAACCUCAUGCACUACAGAUGCAAUACUGAGGGCUAAACAUUGAUAGUGGCUAAUGGCCAGCAGACUGCUAUACGUGAGUGAGUGAGUGAGUGAGUGAGUUUAUCUGUUUUAUUGAAUUGAUUUAAUGCUGCUGAUUCAGAGAAAAUUGUUUUUGAUUGGACAGAAAGAAACACUCAGAUAAAAUGAUCUUCUCCUUGGUCGAAUCUGGAAGAAAAUGUUAGCAGUGUGGAAGUAUUAUGCUGUCUGCCUGGGAAAGAUCAGGGAGUUUGGAGACAUGUCCCACUUACACUUUGAGAAAGUUUGAAAAAGAGGCGCUGGGACUUACCGAGAUCUGAAUACAUCAUCGUAACCCAAUGACGAGGGAUACAAAGAUGAAGUUGUAGCUAAUUGGAUAUUCAAAGCUUCUUUUAUGGUAUCAGAUCUGAUUUGUACAAUUAAUGAAUCUGUAAUUUGCACUUUGAAAUACUCGUUAUUGGCAUUGCACUUUGUUAUCUCACAUAUUUGUCUCUGAUGGAGCAGGCCUAAUAACAACACAUAGUUUUAAAACAGGAGCUGGCUCUCUUGGCUCAGAAGAUCCUCUGUUACCACCUUUCCAAGUCCUCUGGAUUUAUUAUCUAAUUUCCCAUCGAGUGGGGGAAUGUGUAACCAUUUUUAUUCAUAAAGUCAAGACAGUGUGACAGGUUGGUCAUUUCUGUCUGAGACCCAUAUGUCUUUCAAUAUGAGGUCAUACACUCUUGAGCUGUUCUCUUCUAAAAAUAGACUGAGUGAACGGUGGACAAAAGCCAUAAAACAAGAGGAUGUUUGAGAAAUUGAUGUGGCAUGCCAAGUAGCUUAUUUUAGAAAACAACUUUUGUAUAUCAGACAUAAUAAUUUCUGACUACUGACUUGGUAAAGAUGCCAUUGACCUCUAUAUAACCCAUACUGCUGCGGUGGACCUUUAAGUUUAGAGCGGAGGGCUUCACAGUGGUGAAAGAGAACAAGUUAACUCUGUCAACUCCCCGCUGAAUAAAUAAAGUUUAGAAAUCUGCAGUGAAACAUCAUUAUGUACUCCUCAGCUGACCACUGGGCAGCAAGUUGCAGCCUGAGAGGGACUUGUGGUAGAGACCCCUAUGUCUGUCUUUAGCUCAUGUGCCAGUCACCAUUAAUGCUUGUUGCACCAGCAUGGCUUUUCCCUCAGCCUGACACUCACUUGUACUCAGUCUACCCUCAAUUGCUGUCACUUGUGUCCUAAAGGCUGUCAUCUCCACUUUGUGCUCCAUUGCCACCAUGUCUCCUCCACUGCUCUAUUUUCCCCAGUUCACUCAGGCUUGUGGCUGUUUGUCAGUAGAGGCUGAUAGCCCAGUUAUUUGGUUUAGCUGUCUGCCUCCCUGUUGCUCUGCCACUACAUUUUGGCUCCAGUGAGACAUUUCAUUAUCUAUCAGUGCCUCAGCAAGACUGGAUUUCCUACAGUAUCUGAUGCUCUUCAUUUUGAUAAACGAAGCUGUGUCGCACUAUCUGGAACUAUCCAUACAGUUCAUAAAGGAAUGCAUGCUUACAUAUAUCCCUGAGUGAGAUUUGAUGUGUGUUGGUUGUUAAUAUUGAUUUUUCAGCCUCUGAUUUCGAUAAAAGCUCCUGAGAGUGCUUCAUAAUGUGAAGUGAUGUCUGUCAAAAAUGCAAGGCAGCAUCACACCUGUAGAGGUCAGUAUCUGUCUAAUCUUUUCCUAAUGGAAUAUGGAUAUUUUGUGGAGGUAGUCUCCUCAGCCUCCCUUUUCACAGCCUAAACUGCAUUUUAUGACAAAAUACAGCAAACAUUUCUCAACAAUUAUCACAAAAAAGGCACAUAAAAUUAACAGACUGUGUAAAGUAAAUGGUGUUUCCUGUUUUUUGCUUACAGGGAUUGUUCAUUUACGCGCUGAAUUGUAGAUUCCUCUCUCAGCAAAUGAUUUUAUUAAUGAUCAGGGACAAAAAACAGCAAUUAGCUGAUUCAGCUUUCAUCCCAACUAUCCACCAAAGCUGUAAUACUCCGCUGCUUUCUCAGCAGGAUUUGACACACAACCCUCACGGUGGUAAAUAAUUCUUACGCAACAUAUCAGACACUUGCUGUUAUGACCCAGAAUUUCAUUUUGACUAAUAGACGAAGCUGUUUCCUUUUUUCUUAUACACAAAAAAGUCUUGAUUAACAAGCAUUCUUCUCUCCAUGAGAAACAAAUAGAUCAUAACAGACAACAACAUUGUUAAUAGGUUAUUCAGACAACACUUGCACAUGUGACCAGCUCAAGAAAAUAGUCAUAAAUCUGCAAAACAACAUGUUCAAAUACACUUUUUUUUUUUUUGGAGCAGCAUGCCAAAAUAAAUAUUCCUGUCACUUCUCGUUAGUUUUCAUGCCAUACCAGUGCCAUUUCACAACGUAAUGAUUCAAAGGCUUGACAGUCAUUAGGCAGAACUCGUCAAAACUAAAAUGCCCUCUGGCUACUGGCAUUUGUCUCUGUAACAGUCCUGAUUAGUCACUAAAUGUGUGUCAUUUAGAUAUUGGAAACAGUGUUUGUGGACAAGGCCUACCAAUCCAUAUUACUUCCUUCUACCGAAGCUUCCCAUUUUCCACCCUAUGUUUGGAGCACUUAUUGGAGUGCUUCAUCUCCCCAAUUAUAAUUAGCAGAAAUCUAUCACUGUCACAACAUGCCAAGAUGGAUUAAUAUCUAAAUUUGUAAAUGUUUAAAGCCUCAGGUAAAGCCUGUAACAUACAAAUUAAUUAACACUCUUGCAAAUUAAUUUGCAAAUUAAUUUGCUCCAAAAAAAAAGUUGCACAUUUUCCUGGCUGAUUGCCAAAACUAAUAUGUUUUUCAGUUGAAGGCUCAAAUGAACAUUAUAUCCACUAAUCUACUCAGAGUAAUCAGAACAUCCCUCGCUGAUAGACACAAAUAGCUUGCUUGACACGUGUGUUUAAUUAGAAAGGUCAGAAAACAGUAUUAUCACUGGUGCAGCUCUGUGUGAGCAGUUUAGGCUCCAUUGUCAAAUGGAUCUCACGACGCUCCUUCCUGAUGUAGAUGUGAUACCAGUCAUUCUCUAGGUACCAGUGUCAUACACUAAGAGGUUGCUACGACCACAAAUCAGAAUAGAAGCAUUUCACUCAUCAGUAGAUAUCCAUAUCUGUCAGCCAACCUGCUGCACCAGGAGAGUUUUAAUUGCCAACUGUCAGCAGGGCUUUGAAUUUGUAGCAUCGAUGAACACAAUGUAAACUCCUCUUCCACUGUGAAGUGCAUAGGUAUUGCGUGAACUUCCAGUAAAAGCUGACACAAGCAUUUUAUCCCCCUUUAAAUAAAUCACAUAGAAGUGUACAAACAAACGCACAGGACAGCCCCCUCCCCGACUCUGCUGAGCCAGAAUGUCCAUUUUUUAAAGAAAGCUCCGCUUCACAUUGAUGUACAAUAUUUACUCUGAGGAGGCACACAGUUUAACAAUAGUGUUGCAUUGUUGCAAACUGUGGAGCCUCAGUGGAGCAGUUGGCGACGCUCCAGAGCAACUCAGUAUUUAUAGAGGAGAGAAAAGCAUUUAUCUUUCCCCUUUUCCAUCCAAUUUCCUAUCCAGGAAUUGAUUUAAAACAUUUUAUAACCCUUCUGUCUACAGUUGCUGAUGUGAUGUAGUUCUGGCAUUAUGUAAGGAGUUUAUUUUUAAAGUACAGGAAUGGGGACAUUGCUAUAUUUCCCUUUUACCAUUAGCAUGCAGCAUACCGGUAAUUCCUAACAAUGCUAUCCUGACUUAAGCUAGUUGUGUUUAGGGGGGAACAAACUCACAUGAAGGAGUAGAUAUCGAAGUAAAGUUGUGAGGAGUUACAGUUAUUUUCUGAAUUACCAGUGAUAAGUUAACUGCAGAGGACAUGGCUCCAACCAUUCAGAGGUUGCAUACUGUAUAUUUGAAAACAAAAGAUAACAGAAGCAGAAAAGUAAAAAAAAAAAAAGAACUAGCUAUAGUGUACAGUUCCUAAAUAAGUGGCCAAAUUGUUUGCUGCUUGUUUGUGGUGUACAAUCUCUAUUCUGACCUCCACUAGCAAAACAAAUCAAUGCCAGGCCGAGGCAUGGCACAUGAUAGGGACCUUUUAAUCCAUUAAGAGUCAUGAUAUUAUCACUUUACAGCAUACACAUGUCCACAACAGCGAGGCUUACAAGCAUUAAUAUGUUUUUUUACACAUGGUUAUGUCAUUUUGAAGUCAAUCAAAUGGACAUGAAGUCAGACAAUCCAAGAGAACAACAAAAAUAUGAGGCUACCUGGCCUCUAAUAAUAACAGAACACAAAUUCACAGCAAUUCAGCACCAUGGAUACCAACUCGAUAUCCGUGGUGUUGACCUGACUCAGGUUCAUCUCCAGAAGGACAAACAAAAUAUGUGUCCAGUUUUAAUUCGUCUUUUCCUUGCUCUUUCUUUUUUUGCUCCACCUUCAUGCUGCUUUGAACUGCCUCUCAUGUUAAGCUUAGUACAUAAAAAAUUACCUUGCUUGCAUUCUGUUGACAAGUGACUCAUAAUGACGUUGGUGGAUGGGUGAUGAUGACUAUUUUACCCUUAAAUACACUUGGACACAAUAUCAGAGAUCAACUUGUAAAAUUGCGCGUCGUAAAGUUAACUGUGAGAGUGAAAAUAAAGCCAGUCAUGCAGCACAGAAUUUUAUUUGAUAUUUUACACCCAACUACAGACCUCAGUUUUACAAAGUUUUUACCAACCAUGACUCAUCCUGACUGGGGAAACCACACAUUUCCAGUGCUCCCUGAGAUGGUGAGUAGAAAGUUACCUAGAUCCACCUGUGGAACAUACUGGUUCCAAGCCUGUCUCCCCUGACCCCUCUGGAGGCUCCGCCUCAGCUUACUUUUUUAACAAUGUCCACUCUUGCGAAUAUUGGCUGGAGAAGGUCAGACUGAAAAGACUGAGAACUACUGGGGUAGGUGUUAAUGAAUCAUGCAGGGCAGCAAAGAUGCAGGAUAGAGACAGGGUUUAUGCUGCCUUUAGGUGGAUUCAGACAGAGGCCAGAUCGAUGACAUCAUUUGAGGAGCCAGAGAAGAACUGGAAAGAGAUGUCCUCACAACAUUUCCAUACACACAUGACUGUGUAUUGAAAUGUUGUGGUGUUACACUCUAAAAAAAAAAAAGAAGAAGCAAACUUUAACUUUAUGUUAAACUUCCUCCAAAACUUAACGUCAUAAACUCACUGCCAGCCUGAGUUGUUGUUAAAGGUGUGACCUUUGUUUAUGUUAAGCUAAAAAAGUUCAGCGCAAGAAUUUUCUCCAGGCUUACCGGCAUCUCAAUUUUAUUACACAAACCACUAUAAAAUGUAUCACAGGGAAUAAAAAGUUCAACAAUUUCCUUUUGGAUGGUUAUUCUAUCUACUUUUGCCAUUUUUUUAUUUUUUUUUUACCAGCUCCAACCCAUUUUUCCCUCUCAUCCUCUAAAAUAAUAUCCACUUUCCUGUUUAGGGUUUGCUCAAAGACUGUGCAUGCAGCAUUAGGCAAGAGACUUAAUAUGAAAAUAAAGACAUAUGAUAAGUUUAAGUCCCUAAUCUCUGUGAAACUUUGAAAAGGUCAGCUGGGAGGCCUUUUCUUUCAGGGAAAAAGACAGCACUGUGAAGCAAAAUGUGCUAGUGUAACCGGUUUGGGUGGAUAAACAGAAAGGACAUUGAGCAUGUAGGGUUGUAUGGAGGCAGUCAGCUGAGAGAUGUGUUUCAGGUUGGAGGGCUAGCUGAGUAGGCGGACAGGUACCGAGGAAGAGGCUGCAGAAGCGGCAGGCAGAGCCAGUGGAGAUGGACUAAUUCCACCUCCCACAAAUCCUCCAACAGUUGAUUGCCUGGGUGGGCAGUGUCGGAGGCAAUCCUCCCUGCCCUCCUCUUUGCUCUGGCAUUAGGCGACUGCUCAGCGGAGAGCAACUGGCAAGCAAUGACCCUCUCAGCUGGAUGACACACUGCAGUUUUCUCCCUGGAGCAAGAAGAAAUGGAGCUGUGGCAGACUGCAGAGGAUAUCAGGACUGUGCUGAUUGUCGAUCUUUAUCUCUGGACAGGAUAUAUUUUGAUAUGUCUAUUUGUCUUUUUUGGUACAGAAAAAAAGCACAUUUACCUCUUUCUUUUUAAACUGCAGAUAUUUUUUUUGUACGGGCAAGCUUGAGGGAUUUGUUGGUCAUAAAUAUGUUAGGUUUUGUGCUGCAGGUUUCUAGGAUGGUAAUGCUAAGUGGGUGAAAAAGCCAGCCGUUGUUUCUGCUGUUUGAUGUACUGACUGUAAAUUAGUUUUCAGGACACAAUGAUGCUUAUUAGUGUUGCUAAUGCUAAUUAAGAUUCAAAAUACAAGCUUUGUUCUGCUUGUGAGCUGUAACCCUUUUUCGGAUUGGACUUGAGGUGAAGUUUUUGGUGAUUUGAAUUUUGUAUUCAGUGUGAGGGUAAAUGAUUGAUAACAUUAUGUGCUGGCAAAUAAACAUAGUUCCAGGGCGUUUAUGUACAAUACAGCAGUCACAUUAAUAUCCAGGACUAGUAGGCUACCACUAGCUGUCCUAGUUAUGGCUGCUUUCUGUACAUUUGAUGAAAUAGUGUUUUGGGAGAUUUACAAGUAUAGAUUAAAAAAAAAAAUAAAGUCACUAAAAGAUACUUGAAGUUGUCAGUGAAAGACCCGUAUUAAACUUUUCUAGUGUAAUUGCAGAAAGUGAGCGUCCAUGAUUUGACAGAAGCUCAAAAUCCAGGGCCUUCGAUUUUUCCUGAACUGACGUAUAGAGGAUUAUCUACAGGCUCUUGAUGAGAUUAUAAUUCAACUUCUUCGUAACAGCUCUCAUUCCAAAUUACUCACUCUUAUUUCCCUUUCCUUUUUAGCACUUAGAGACUUAAUACUUAAUAUCAGAGACGGAUGAGCGCGACUCAUAAAUCUCAAACAUCGGGAGCACAUGUAAAUGUCACACACUUUGAGGGACUGAAUUAAGCCCUCUCUCCCCUUUUUUUUUCUUUUUUACACGCACACACACACACACGAUCCGGUGAGGGAGCAACUUAUAUCAACCAGAAAAACAAAUUGUAGUUAUCAAGAUGAAGCAUGCUGAUAAUAGGUUCACCUACUCUGUUGACCUAAUGGGGGAAAUCAAAAGCAGGGGCUGAAACAGACUGCUGAAUCAAUAGAAAGCACUUAUCCUGAUUGGGCACAACUACAGGGACAAAAGUGUUAAAGCUAGUAAGCACUUCAAUUCCACGCCUCUUUGUUGACUCCAUUUCAAGCAAGGAGCUAUCUCUGAUAAAAGCAGGGCUUUUUUGCACAGUCAAACUACAAGCACACUAAAUGGAAGAGGUUUUUUAAGGGGACCAUACACGUUAUCUAGUGUAUAAAUCUAAAAAACACACACAAACACGCACACAUACUCAUCAUAUGGUAAUGUACAACACUUCAGACCCCAAAUUAUGGUUGAUGCAUCUGGUGAGUAGGGUAGCAACACAUACACUCCUCUCCCUCAGCUGUGCGAAUGGAACAUGGCCGCUAGCCGCGAACAUGUUAUCAAGUACAAGUGUCCAUCUGCCGAGUGCUGAGCAUUUGACAGUUCAUCAAUAGUGAUGCUAUUAAUAACUUGGUUCCUGCACAACAGCCCAGGGACCAGGUUUGAUAAGACAACAUUCAUCUCCUCAACAAGUCAAUCCAUUGUGCAGCAUAAAAGGACUCAAUAGCAAUUAACAGCAAAGGUACUCAAUCACCUACCAUCCGAGCUGUCAUUGCACAGUUAGCACAUAAAACAAAGUGCACCAAAUGAGGUAAUGUCUAAGUAUAGACCAUCAUUAAAUUAAUUAUCUUUUUUGAUACCUACACAAAAGAAUGAGCCUUUUUUCAGUAAUUGCUUAAAAAAUGAUAAAUUAUUUGACAAAUUGAUAUUAAUGUGACCCUCGCUGUCUUUGUAGAUGAUUGUAUAAUGGAAUCUUCUCACUUUUUAUAUUAAAGUGUAAUUAAGGUACAGUAGGCACCAUUAUCUCAUAACUUUAGUUAGGGCAACAGUUUGGCCUAGCUCUAUCCAAUGUCCCUUUUUCUAUAAAGUAUAAAAGCAUGACAACUCAUCCGGUCUUAAUCGAACAAUCAGAGUGAGUUUGUAUGUAACUGGUCAACCAUAGAACUCUGUGCAAGUUCACAUCAAGCGGUGGAUCCAAAGCAACAGAUUUCCAAGUCAUUUAAACAGGAAUUUAAAUUCUGUUUGACUCGAGCGAAAACAUCCAGAAAACUGUAAAAAUGGAGCACAAUUCAUUUAACACAGUUAAACGUGUAAUUUUCAAGUCUGCAAGUAAACAGUACCAUGAUGGUUUUGCUGAAUGUAGCUAAUGUUAGCAGAGUUAGCAUUACCAGCCUUCCAUCAUCCUUGUAGGUCUGUUCUGGUUACACUUCUUUUACUGUAGCACCAUAUCGGUUCUUUUAAAUUAACUAUGUUACAUUGUCUUUUGACGUUUGUCAACAAUUUAGCAUACUUACUAAAAUACAUAGUCUGUUUUUUUUUCUCUCUCCUUUAUUUCACGGCAUCUUUUAGACUGUUUCUCUCAUUCUCUCUUUUACCCUGAUGCGAAGAGAAAUGUAGAGCCCAACUGCUGACUCACACAAGUCCUAGUGAUGUCGGCCAUCUACUAAGGUGUUGGAAAGCCCAAAAAGUAAUAGUUUACAUUUUGGUAAUUCCGAUUUAGCUCUGCCACAAAUAAAGCAACAAGGUAUUGAGAAUAAAGGAACUUCAUUAUUUUUUGUAUUCAUGCAUUUACUUCAUUUUCAAACACCAUUGGCUGCCAAUUUGACACACACUGGUACCUAUUUUCUUUUUUUUUUCUUUCUUUUUUAAAAAUUACAUAUUGAUCAACAGUCAGCGUUCAUUAAAUUUCGCCGGAAAUGUUCCUUACAAUAUUGUUAUUUAUGCUGUGAUUUAGCACUCACACUUACGGGCAAAACCCACAGGAACCAGAACAGCUCCACUCCGCUCCAGCAUGGCCAGCAGAUCAAAUACGCAAGCAUUAUAAUCAAUGUGUGUCAUUCCACAGAAUCUGUCCGGCGUCCGGCUCCACUGUGGAUCAGCUCCGGCUGGAUCAGAUACGCAAGGCUUCUAUUUUUGCCGGACGCCGGAGCACAGCGCAUCAAUUCAGUGCAGCGCAGCACGAGCAGCAGUGGAAGUUGUAUGCAGUUACAGAGUAAAAUAUCUGGUUGAUUUUCAAAAUAAAAUAAAGUC